AUGUACGAUUGCAUGGAGGCGUUCGCCGUCACCCCGCGGCAACUCUACGAUGUUACCAACCGGAGCCCGUGCAUGCUGCGGAAGUCAAGCCCGUGUUUCGUGGGCUUGGAUCCCUUCGGGUGGCCCCAGCCGGCCAGCUUGCAAUGUAGGUGAUCCGAGCUCGUGCUGGUGUUUGGGGUUUUGUUUUGGUCUGGGGUGGGGUGGGGUGGCUCCUUUGGGGAGGGUGCGUCCCUGGGGUGCCACGCGCAUGCAAAAGAAUGAAUUGGGUUCCGCGUCCAGCGAUUGUUGACAUGGGUUGGGGGCAGGGCUUUUUUUUGUUUUGUUUUGUUUCUUUUUAAUAACCGCGCGUGGGCGUUGGGCGCGAGUGGAUCCGGGUGGGCAUCUUCCUAGAGGGCGCUGUUCGGCGUGCCGUCCGACCUGAUUGGUUGCUUCGCGUUCCAAUUUUCCAACUUUUUCUUUUCCUGCUUCGGAACUCUUGCGCCGCAAAAGAGGCGUGGGGAGGGGUGGGGGAGCAGAAAGCGGGUCGGGAUCCGAAAUUUUAUGGGUCUCCCCCCUUCCUCUGCAAAAAAAGAGGGGGGGCUGCGUGACUUAAGCUCUGGGACGUUUGCAACCCCCCCUUCUGUAAUCUGGGCAGCGAUCUACUGUGUCUCGGUUACAUGGAAACUGGGGAUCCCUCUCGCUCGUCGCUCUUUUGUCUUGAUGUGGAAACGCGGAUUAUGAACACCAGAUGAGGGGGGAACUUUGAAGUUUCUUGGCGACCUGGGUGUGGGUGGAGGGGAUGUGGAGUAAAUCAGGAACGGCAGAAAGGAAGGAAGACUUUCUUUUGGGAGACGAUGCCUAGAAGGCGGGGGGGGGGACGGACGUUCAUCCUUCACAAAGCCUGGCAGCAGGAGUUUAAUUUUUUACUUUUGUUAUCUUUCCUCGAUUUAAAGUAAAGGGGAUUUGGCUGUAGUCUACCACGCCGUGCAAAUAGAAUCCUUUAGUUAGGCAAUGCUGCGUCCUUGUUUUGUACACACACUAGACUGUAGACACUAUUGGAAUCUGGAAAUCUGGAAGUAGAAGCGGAGACUUGGGGGUGUUGUGUUUGCGAGAUCUGUCAAACACCCAAGGGUGUCCCCAGCGGGUCCUGCGUUCCCUUUUCUCUUUGAGCAGCUGCCAAAUCGCUUCCCUCCCUCCCUUCCUUCCCCGCUUUUUGGCACCCACCACCAGUGUUUACAACUUGCAGAAGAACAAUCCUUUGAUAUUUUUACACACACACACGGUGUGGUGCAAAGGCAGCUCCCCAUCACCUUUGGGGGCACCUGGGGAGGAUGCAGGGUUAAGCUCCGCUCCCCUUUCUCCCGCCCGCCCCCCUCCUUACCCGAGGGGAGCUCGCUUUCAAAGCGGUUUCGUUUGGAACGGCCCCACCCCAGCCUGGCUGCCAAAGCGCUCUCAAGAAAUGUGGCACUUUAACUCUUUCGACGGCGCCUGGAAAUCAAAACGCGUCGCUUCCUGCCUAGGUCUAUAAUUGAACUGUGGGAGGAUUCCUUCUCCCACCCCGAGCGCUUGCAUGAGGUUGCAGAAGCACAAAUAGAAGCAGCGCCCUUCUUCGUGUGAGGACUGUAGAACACUGUGGAACUAAGAAAUUCUUACUACUGUGCUGUUUAAUAAAAACUCAACAAUAGCCAUUCCAAGGGAAUGGAGGGAUUUUAUUACACAGGGGGGAUGCUGAAGCUGAAUUCGAGUCAGGGCUCAGUCAGGGACCUGGUUUUAAGAUCAAGGUUCAACUCAGAAACAUGUUAAAUGAUAAAGGGAGAUGUUUCCCUGGGCAAGGCCGGAAUGCCUUUUCAUCACCAUGAAGUAACCCAUGCCAUCUAGAAUUUGGGAUUCUGGACUAUAGGCUAUAGCUUCAAGAUAGGCUUGACAAAUAUAUUGGCACCACUCUCUUUACAGAAAUAACUCUUUACAGGUUAUAACAGCCCACAGGGCUUCAUUCCCCACUUAGCAGAUGGCUUGCUGUUCCAGUGACUGCUGCUGCUUAAAUAAGUGCUUAGUACCCAUGGAGUGCCAGGAACUUUUGGGGGCUCUGGAACUGAUCUGGUCUCUCCCUCUCUCUUUCUCUCUGGAGGGCUAUGAAGUGUACUUUUAGGAGGGCAGGAAGGGUCAGGAGCUGACAAAGGAAAGAGUGAGGAGGAUACCUGGUGGUAAUGCAGGAGAGGCAAGGAUGGGCCAGUUUGUUUGUUUUGUUGGCUUAUUUGUUAGUAGUGCUUUUCAUCUGCCCAUCAUCCCCUGAUCCCAGGACAGGGUACAAUACAGAGGAGUGUACAAUGAAAACAUCUCAACACAAUUAAAAGAUCAGAUAAAGCGUUAUCGUACAGAGGGGGACAUAACAAGCCCUCAUCACAGGAGCACCCUAAGAGUCAUCCUAAUAUUCAGCAGAAGCCCAGAAAAAAGGGAAAGGCUUUGCUGAUGUUUGACUUUUUGAGUGGCACCAUGCCAUCUUUUGUUAUUUGGGUACAGGGGAUGCAGGGGAAGAGACCAUUUGCUGGUGUGUGCUAGUGUCAACCAGCACUUUCCUCCUUAUUGCGGAAGUAGCUGCAAAACUGAGAGAGAGUUGAGGCAUCCCCUCUGCACCAAGUUUUUAACUUCGCUUGAUUUUUGUGAUGACACAUCUCUGUUUUAUGGUUUAUCUGCCUUGGCAUCAGUGAUCCUCCACCAUCUGGCACAAAAAAAGUGUCUAUCCAGAAGAAAGGGGCAACUGCUUCUGUGAGUGUUGGAAGCAACAGUUGGGUUCUACAUGCAUACCAGGAUUGGGGAACCUAUGGUCUUCAGGUGUUUCUGGAACAUGACUCCCAUCAUCCCUUGACCCAUUGGCUAUGCUGACUGGGGCUCGUGAGAGUUGUAGUUCAGGAACAUCUGGGGACCACAGGUUCCCCAGGCCUGAUACGUAUGGUACAUGUGACCACCCAGAUGUUACUGGACUUCAGCACCUGUCAACUCCAGCCAGCAUGGCCAAUGAUCAAAGAUUGUAGUCCAGCAACAUUUGAACAGCCACAGGUUUUCCAAUCCUGUUCUGCGUUGAUUUUUUAUUUUAUUUAUUAGAUUUCUAUACCGCCCUUCAUCAUAAGAUCUCAGGGCGGUUUGCCUUGAUGUGCCGCAGAUACCUAACAAAAGGUCUACGUGUGUCAGACAAAUUGGUAAAAAUAAAAUCAGUACUUCGUUGAACUUUCUUGCAAGUCUUCCUCAUGUCUCAGCACCUACAGUGAUACGUGGCUUCCCACAAUGGUUGCUUUGAAAACUAGGCCUUGGUUGCGCAACUGUUAUGGAAAUAUGACAUAGGAGGACAUGUGAGCUUCUGUAUCUAUGGAGUGGCCUCUCCUGAGUGAAUACACAGUCGCGGUGCCACCAAUGAUACGCCAUCCAGCCUUAGCCAGCUUAUAACUUCCUAUGAAAUCUGAAUCUCUAGAUGACAUAAAAGUUAUGUAAUACUCGUGAAUGAAACUCUAGUCUGGCAUUAGGGAUAAAGGCCUUCGCAACAGCAGCAAAUUGUGUUAUUUUUCAUACAUAUAUAACUUUACUAGAGUUUCAAAUUGUGUUAUUUUCCAUACAUAUAUAACUUUACUAGAGUUUCAUAGCAAGUCUUACUUCUCUCCGCAAUAGCACUUGAGUUGUAAGUCUGAAAGAAUUGCAUGGCAGGGUCAAAACCACUCAUCGAACUUUGUGGCUGAGCAGAGGUUAGAACCUGGCCUUGUCACAUCUACCCAGAGUCAUGCCCUGAUUUUUUCUUUUCUUUCUGGCAAAAAGUGGUGGAGAUAGAUAAUAAGAAGGCUCAUCCACCAAACUGAUCUUGUGUGAGAGGUCUGGAUCAUGGGCCCACUGGCUAUUGAAUUAGACUAGUGACCCUUCCAGACACCAUAUUCGUUUUAGAGACCGUAAACAUUGCUAGAAAAGUAGACACAGGACCUUGAAUAUUCUCCACCAUUCUGGGCGCAAGCACAGACAUUUCUAGUGGGUGAGGAAUUCAGCAGCUUGAGAAUCUCUGCUUUCAUUGCAAAACGAAAGAAGCAAGCCAAGACUUUAGUAGUCCUGGAUGCAAAUGCUCACAAGAAGCUUAGAGUUAUUUAGGUUUUAGGUUAAGUGUGAUGUGUGUGUGUGGAAAUGUGGCAGGAUAUGUGCAUGCGCAGCGUAUUUGAGUGUUAUAGGCAAAAUUGCAAGUGUGUGAUGAGCACAAUGUUUGUUUACAUAAGCAUGCGAUGCCUUGAAAGUGUAUUGGUAUUGCCUGUAUGUGUGCAAGUAAGCAAGUUCAGUGACCAUGAUGGGCAUCAUGUUGGCGGGAGAGGCAUGUGGCUCUAUGAUCAGUGUAGGAUAUGUGAGCACUCUGUGGGAUGUGUGUAUAUUAUGGUGUGUAAGAGGUAUGGGACAAACUCUCUGCCACCAGGAAUGCUGCUGCUGAGACAAAUGGCUUGUAUAGUGUCCCAGCUGCAAACAGUUUACGGCUGGUUAUAAAUGGCUUGUUUGAAGCUCCGGCAAGGCGAGGGCAGGAAUUUCCUCAAUUUCAGCAAUUUAGGCUUUUAAAGCCCUCCAACAACCCCUACUCCUCAAGCCGGAUUAAGCAGGGAGGGGGGCGAGGAAGGGCAGGAACCGCAGGGACCCUGAGUUGGCCAGUGUAGAUGUACCACUGGCUUUGUGCAGGGGUUGGUCUAAGGGUUGGUGGCCUUCCUGGCCGAUGAAACAAAAGAGGAGUGGUGGGGGAUGGUGGUGGUGGUGAAUGUCUCCCAGAUUUGUGGAGCUAAAAGUGCUCUGCAGCUGCUGAUGGCAUCUGUAAGAGGCUGCUCCAGAUUCUGUCCCGUCCCUUCGCUUGCUUCCUCGCUGGCUGCUUAGCGGCUGCCGGUGAAUUGAUUUGUAAGAGAUUCAUCAACAGAUAAAAGGACCCAGAACUGCUCAGAGCAACACUCAGGAUUGCAAACUUGGCAUGCUCUGUUUUAAAAAACAUGAACCGCAAGGAGGGCCCCUGCUUUGGAAUAAACCAUGCUUACUUUGGCUUGGAUAGAACAAGGUCUUGUUCACCUGCAUGCCAUGAUAGCUGCUUUAGGAAAGGACAUCCAUCCAGGCAGUCCAUUAGCGUAAAUGUGUGUGUGGUUUGUUAGUGCCUGUGUCUGUAUGCACAAAAAGCACCUCUCCUUUUCUGAAUCCCACCCAGGAUAGGCAUGUCUGUGUGAAGCUGCCCUACCCUAUGGACGAGUGCCCUGCGGGAGGAGAGUUUUGGACGAGGCUGCUAUUGUUUCUUAACUCAGAUUCUCUGGCACAGCCCUUCUUCAGCCUGGUGCUGUGCUGGUUGUGGUCUGAUUUGAGUUGUCAUCCAAAACAUCUGGAGGGCACCAGGUUGAGCAGAUGUGGGCAUGCAUGCUUUGCUGUGCCCCAUAUUGCUGUCUGUCCCUCUCACUAUAACCUUCAUUCCUGCGUAGGAGCAGCUAUCAGUGGUGUUAACAUAACUACACCAGCUAUAUUUCUAAUUCUUUGGCCUCCGUGCAUGGAAUAAUAAUUUCCAGAAUAAUAAAUUUUGAGAUUCCUCCCCACCAAUUUCAUGCUUAAUGAUAUUUAGCCUGUGCCAUCAUAACAAUAUAUACCAUGCAGUAAUCUAAAACAUUCUAUUUUUUUCUUUUUAAAGAAAUCCGAUUUCAAUAUAUAAGUAAAAUUCCAGAGCUUUAAAGGCUUAAACUCUGGUCGCUUCUUUUUGGCUUUUUUUUAAAAAAAGGAAUCGUCUAGCGACACAUGGAAAACCUAAAAGAGAGAGUGUGUGUGGAAGCUGUGACCCUCCAGAUGUGAUUGGAGUCCCAUCGCUCAUCCACACCAGACAACACAGCCAACGCAGUCAGUAAUGAUUGGACUUAGAAGCUGAAUCACAUCUGGAGGGACACAGGUUCCCUUACCCAUUACCCAGAGCCUGGUUUAAAAGUCACCUGGUGUGGGUACAAGGAAAUAUUGGGUCUAGUGAUUGUGUGAUUGGAGAUUCGCCACAUUGUGCUAUCCACAGAGCCCCUGGGUUAAUUCUCUGCUCUGUCCCUGCUCCUGAAGAUUCACCUACCUUCCUUCCUUCCUUCCUUCCUUCCUUCCUUCCUUCCUUCCUCUCUCUAUUUCUCUUUCUCUCUCUCUUUCUCUUUCUCUCUUUCUCUCUCUCUUUCUUUCUUUCUUUCUUUCUUUCUUUCUUUCUUUCUUUCUUUCGUCUGUCUCUCUGUCUCUUCUUCUCUUCUCUUCUCUGCUUUUCUGUCCCAGAAGAACAAAGCUUUUCUCGUUUCAUUUUUAAAUUCUAGCUUUCAUAGUUAGCCUAAAAGAUCUAAACAUGUGCAGUUCCAAAGCGUUGAAAGGAAUCCAGCUGAAAAGCGAGUAUUUUAUGUGAUGGUUUCUUCACAAAGCUCGGAGGAGUUCCAGCUUGUUUCAAGGCAAAUGCCUCUUAACAGGGUUGGGGGUGGGAGAACUAAACUCCUUUGCAGAACCCGAACUUGAGCUCUGCUCACCUCCCCAUUCCUCAGACCAUUCCUCUCAUUCUUUCAGCCAUCACAAGAAAGUACCAGCAUUUAUUAUGCAUUUACAUUUUAUUAUGCAGUAUACGUUUGUGAAUACGGGAAUACGGUGCCACUUUUGUGGUAUGAUUUAUGCUGCUUUGUCCUACCCAGUAAUACUAUGAGGAACAUCCUAAUGGCCUUGUCUGAUAGAAUCUGAGCAAUCCGUUUUUGGUUUUUGUAUUGUAUAAGCUGGUUGCACUUUUGUACAGUUUUCAUUUCCAUUUUUAUAUACACAAGUUGGAUGAGAGUUUUUUAUUUAUACAAUCAUGCAUUUUUUUGCACAUGUAUUCUGAGUAAAUAAUUGAAACCUCUGUUGUGCAGAGAUCUUCCUUUCCGUCCGAAAAGAGAGGUAGUGGAAGGAAGCGCAGAUUAUGAGUCCGUGAGUCUAUUCGCCAUCCUGGAUCUGCAUGCAUCAGUCUAGUAGUGGAAAUUGAGAGGGGGAAGCCUGGAGCUGAGAGGGGGAAUCUAGCCCUAGUGAGUGAUAUGCCCCUUUGGGGGUGGAUGGUAGUCCUAAUAAUAAUAAUAAUAAUAAUAAUAAUAAUAAUUUAUUUAAACCCUGCCCUCCCUAGCCAAGACCGGGCUCAGGGUGGCUAACAACCAAUAAUAAAAACAAGUUGAUUAAAAUACAAUUUAAAAGAUUAAGAUACAACAUUAAAACAAUUAGGGAGCAAUCUCUUCAUAGGAGGAGAAAGGAAAAAGAAAGAGGGGGAGGGAAUCAAACUGAUUCUGAGCCAAAGGCCAGGUGGAACAACUCUGUCUUAUAGGCGCUGCGGAAAGAGAUCAGAUCCCGCAGGGCCCUGGUCUCAUGAGACAGAGCGUUCCAUCAGGCCGGAGCCAGUGUUGAGAAGGCCCUGGCUCUGGCUGAGGCUAAUCUAACUUCCUUAGGGCCCGGGACCUCUAGGGUGUUGCUAUAUAUGGACCUUAAGGUCCUCCGUGGGGCAUACCAGGAAAGGCGGUCCCGUAGGUAUGAGGGUCCUAGGCCGUGAAGGGCUUUAAAAGUCAAAACCAGCACCUUAAAUCUGACCCUGUACUCCACUGGGAGCCAAUGCAGCUGGAAAAGCACUGGGUGAAUAUGCUCCCAUGGCAGAGACCAUGUGAGGAACCUCGCUGCAGCAUUCUGCACGCGCUGGAGUUUCUGGGACAGCUUCAAGGGCAGCCCCGCGUAGAGCAUGAAUGCUCUUCCAGUAGAGAUUCAGAAGCCGUCUCCUGUUUCAAUUUUCAAGCAUCCACUGAAAACCACCAAACGUAUGCAGGCAGUUAAGAAAAUACCUGUCUGCAAUGGUUAAAGGUAAAGGUACCCCUGACCAUCAGGUCCGGUUGUGGACGACUCUGGGGUUGCGGUGCUCAUCUUGCUCUAUGGGCCGAUGGACCAGCGUACAGCUUUCUAGGUCAUGUGGCCAGCAUGACGAAGCCGCUUCUGGCGAACCAGAGCAGCGCACGGAAACGCCAUUUACCUUCCCACCAGAGCAGUACCUACUUAUCUACUUGUACUUGACGUGCUCUCGAACUGCUAGGUGGGCAGGAGCUGGGACCGAACAACAGGAGCUCACCCUGUCGCGGGGAUUCGAACCGCUGACCUUCUGAUCGGCAAGUCCUAGGCUCUGUGGUUUAACCCACAGCGCCACCCACGUCCCUUUCUGUAAUAGUUAGUUGAUCUCUAAUUUUAAGUUUUCAAUUUUUUUAAAAAAAUCUCUAUAUGUAUAUUUGUUGCAAACUGCUUUUUUUUUUAAAAAAAGAAAUGAAUAGUGGUAUUCAAAUAUUUUUAACAAAUAAAUAGAUUCACCCCCAUUUCAUGGAGGACAAGGCUACCACUAUUCUGCUAGCCGCAGUAACUAGGAAUUUCCUCUGAAUAUCAGUAGCUGACAAACAACAGUGAGCAAUGACUUUUGCUGGGGGCUUCCUUCUUGUUUUCGUCCCAUAAUAAGCCUCUGGUUAGCCACUGUGGGAACAGAAUGCUGGACAAGACAGGCCUUUUGCCUGAUCCAUCAGGACUCUUGUGAGGUUAAUCACCGAACAUUUCCUACCAUUGCUCCUGACCUGUGCCUGCUUUCUGAGGACACCCAAAGGCUGUGUCUAGUUGGCUGUCUCACUGUGGCCCGCUGCCUCUUGUAGUAUGGGGAGGAGUUGGCACACCUUGCUGAGUUAGGAGGAAACAACCUGGGUUAGACAAGGGAGUGUAUUGUGCAUUUAGAAAACAAACCCAAACACAUGUCAAAAACAUUGCUGCGGCUACUCUAAAGCCACAACCGAUUUGCAAAACUCCAUGAAUGCUUUGCAAGUGAAGCACACAAGUGUCUAUGUGAAUGCCAGGAAGUAGGGCACAAUGGUUACGUUACAGAGUGCAGGAGGGUGAUUUUGUUUACGUUGCACAAGAGGGCAGCAUGAUGGGGGCAGUCGCAGCUUCAUCCUUCACAUUGCUGCUUCUGUCCCCUGCAGAUGCAGAGGCUCAGAUAUCCCCUAUCCCCUUUGAAUCUGGCUUGUCAGGUUCUGUAUCUCUGCACACAUCUCCCCUCUUUCACCAUUUCGGCAUCUGUUGGUAGCUGAGCCCUGCUGUGGAUAUUGGAUGGUUUGUAAACACACCCGGAGACAGGCAGUCCUCUUCUUCUUCCCCCCUCUUCCCCCCUUUGUGUGGCUCCAGGCAGUUAUUUGGGUGUGUACAGAAGCUAUUUAGAGAAGAAUAAGUUGGGGCUAAAAUGUGAUUCUCUCCAGGAAAUGACAGGCCUGAUAACAGCUUGGCCUGACAAGAGCCUUGAAGGAGCCUUAUGUUAAAGUUUGCCAGUGGUUUCUGAUGCUUAGAGUACAAAUAGGGUAUCACCUCUCUCUCUCCUCACCCUCUCCAGCUAGGGCUGAAGGCACAGAAUCUGGAACCUUGAGUGGCAGAGUCAUGCAAGAAGGAUCCUAGAAAGACAUGGAUGAACUGAAGGGGACUUUUGGGAAGAUCCAGUGCCUUGGGGGUCUGAAGGCUGGGAUGAAAAUUAAGAGGGUCUGCCAGAAGAAGAGCAGUCAGCCACUGACAGAGAUUAGCACAAGAGUCAUCAUCUGGAGAUCUUUGUGUACCUGGAAGGGGGGAUGUGACCUAGAUCUCCUGGGUUCUAUUUUCCACUGUAGGAAUACAAUCAGGAUCUUGCUGGGUUACUUCCCAAGUGUGGGAUGGGCUGCUGUAAACUAAAGCCAAUUGCUAUAGGAGGCCUCCAUUCUCCUUAGCUCUGAUAUUUUAUUGGGUCAGAAUGCUGAGCAUUCCUCACCUCUGUUGUUAAGUGAUAGGGGACCGUUUCGAAGUCUGGUGGAAGAGUUCUUACUUUAUUUUUAUUUUAUUUUGUUUCGCUCUUUUCUUCUCUCAUUGACCCUAAGCAUACAGCGGUACUGCGGGUUACAUACGCUUCAGGUUACAGACUCCGCAAACCCAGAAAUAGUACCUCAGGUUAAGAACUUUGCUUCAGGAUGAGAACAGAAAUCGUGCUCCAGCAGUGCGGCAGCAGCGGGAGGCCCCAUUAGCUAAAGUGGUGCUUUAGGUUAAGAACAGUUUCAGGUUAAGAACAGACCUCCGGAACGAAUUAAGUACUUAACCCGAGGUACCACUGUAUUGUCUGCACACGAGCUUGAAGAACUUCCUCUUCAAUUUUUGAUCUUGCUGUAAAGAACACUGUAGCAUCACACACCAAAGGCCCUGCGGUCUCUUUCCACAGUGGACAACCAGAUGGUUCCCACAAGCAUGAUAGGAGCACAAUAGCUUUUUCUCCCCUCUUUCCUUUCCCAUUCCCAAAAAAGGAAUGGGGUUGCUUCAAAAACUACCUGAUAAAAUAUGGUUCCAAAAAUAAUACUUGGAUGUGCUUAGAUUAAUUUCACAGAUAUACAGGAAAACUGUGAUUAAUAAAUGAGUACAGAACACAGAAUACAGAACUUACUACUUAAGGAAAGUAUUGAAACCGCAAAGAGAUAGUGGAAAUCAACGAACAUAGAAGGGAUUCAAAAAAAUAUCCAGAACAGAAAGAAAGUAACUACAAAGAAAGAAAGAAAAGAAGGAGUACAAAUGUAAUUUAUUUCUGGGAACUUGGCGUAUAGUAUAAACAAAUCACUGUUGGUAUCGUUUGAAAAAUUUAGUGUACUUGGUGCAAUUUCUUUUUUUGCUUUUUAUUUUAUUUUUUUUGUUUUGUCUCCCCCCCCCUUAUUUUCUUUAAUAAUUUAGUUUUUCCCCCUUUUCUCUUUUUGACUUUUUUCUUAUAAGUUUUGAAUAUCUGGAUGUAAUAUUUAAUAUAUGCUUUCUUUGUAAUUGUUAAAAAUCCAAUAAUAAUAAUAAUAAAAAGAUAAGAGCACAAUAGCACACAGUUUUGCUUGCGUUCCCCAGAAACUAGUCUUCAGAGGCACACUGCCUCUGAUCCUUAGAGGUAGUCUGUAUCCAUCACAACUCAAAGCCAUUUGAUAGCGGUAUAUUCCAUGAAUCUGCCUAAUGCCCUUUUGCUAAAUCUGUGGUAGUGAAUACCAUAAGAAGUUAACCAUGUACCGUGCGAAGUAGUUACUUCGUUUUGUCUGUCCUGAAUCUCCCAGCAUUCUCCUUUAUUUCCUUUAGUAUAAUCAAAGAGGGAGAAAGCUGUACAGUGGUACCUCAGGUUAAGUACUUAAUUCGUUUCGGAGGUCCGUUCUUAACCUGAAACUGUUCUUAACCUGAAGCACCACUUUAGCUAAUGGGGCCUCCUGCUGCUGCCGCGCCGCCGGAGCCCAAUUUCUGUUCUUAUCCUGAAGCAAAGUUCUUAACCUGAAACACUAUUUCUGGGUUAGCGGAGUGUGUAACCUGAAGCGUAUGUAACCUGAGGUACCACUGUAUCUCUGUCUACGUUAUACACACACCAUGCUUAAUUUUGCACACCUCUUUCAUGCCCUAUGAAACCAAAUUGCCUUUUUGCUAAACUAAAAAGCCCCAAAUGUUGUACCUGUUCCAGGUCCAUUUUAAUUGCUCUGUCUUGUACCAUUUCCAGCUCCUCUUUGAGAAGAACUGUCCAUAGUAUAUCAAAAGUGCAGCUGCACCAUAGAUUUGUAUAAAGGCAUUACAAUAACUGGCAGCAUUAUUUUUGAUCUGUUUCCUAAUCUUCCAUAACAUGGAGCUCACCUUUUUCACAGCAACUGCACAGUGGGGUCAGUGCUUUUAUGGAGCUGUUUACCACAACCCCGGGCUGUCUUGCUUCCAUGUGCAUCCCUUUGCACUUCCUCAUUAACCCAAUGACUAUAGGGAAAAGUUGUUAAACAAAGAGCUGUAGCAGAUUGAAGUGAGUCAGAAACACACACACACACACACACACACACACACACACAACUGUCACCUUCCAUUGUAUUGUCCUGUGUGAUCAUGGGCAUGUGAUAUCCCUGGGUUUCAUUUUCCCUGUUUCAAAAAUGCCAACUUGGGUGAGCUGUACAUUAAUUACCAGAUGUGAUACAUUUGGAAAAUUCCAGGUGAAAUGAAUUCUUUGCCGCAUAGUUUAUUACACUUUGAACUUGACCCGGUAGCAAAUUGGCAACCAGGGCAGAUCUCUCAGCACAGGUAUUACCGUAUUUUUCGCGCCAUAGGACGCUCCAGCCCAUAGGGCGCACCUAGUUUUUUGGGGGGGAAAUAAAGAAAAAUAUUUUUAUUUCCCCCCCAGGUGCGGGGCUGGAAGAACUAGGUCGGGGAACAGCGGGAAGGAGCGCUCUGCCUCCCCGCUGUCCCCCGAGCUUGUGGGGCUGGCGAUGGGGAGAAGUGCGCUGAUCCUGGGACUGCAGGCAGCUCUGCGCGGCCAUCGGGAGCGGGGCGGGACUUCGCGCCCGGCUCCCGGUGGCCGCGCAGAGCUGCGCUGAGCCGGGGACGGCAGGCAGCUCUGCGCGGCCAUCCGGAGUGGGGCGGGACUUCGCGCCCGGCUCCCGGUGGCCGCGCAGAGCUGCGCUGAGCCGGGGACGGCAGGCAGCUCUGCGCCGCCAUCCGGAGCGGGGCGGGACUUCGCGCCCGGCUCCCGGUGGCCGCGCAGAGCUGCACUGAGCCAGGGACGGCAGGCAGCUCUGCGCCGCCAUCCGGAGCGGGGCGGGACUUCGCGCCCGGCUCCCGGUGGCCGCGCAGAGCUGCGCUGAGCCGGGGACGGCAGGCAGCUCUGCGCCGCCAUCCGGAGCUGGGCGGGACUUCGCGCCCGGCUCCUGGUGGCCGCGCAGAGCUGCGCUGAGCCCGGGACUGCAGGCAGCUCUGCGCAGCCCUCGGAGUCGGUCUCCCGAGGGUUGCGCAGAGCUCCUGAAGCCUGGAGAGCGAGAGGGGUCGGUGCGCACUGACCCCUCUCGCUCUCCAGGCUUCAGCGAAAGCCUGCAUUCGCCCCAUAGGACGCACACACAUUUCCCCUUCAUUUUUGGAGGGGAAAAUGUGCGUCCAAUGGUGCGAAAAAUACGGUAUAUGCUGACAAGGCCUCACUCCCGUCAGCAGUCGUGUGGCAGCGUUCUGCACGGCUAACCUCAAUUUCCGGAUCAGGUGCAAGGGAAGCCCCACAUAGAGCACAUUGCAGUAAUCCAGUCUUGCUCGUCCCCCUCUUGCCAAGAGAGUAACAUCUAAAUAGCUGUGGAUUGCAUUAUUCCUUUCCACCCUAGCACCAUAUUUGCAUCAGGUCACUACUUCCGACAUGGGAAAAUUCACAUGCAGUGGGCAUGAUGCAUGAUGUGAAAUUUGUACAUGGUACUGGUGCCAUAAGGGAUAUGGGUGGUGCUGUGGGUUAAACCACAGAGCCUAGGACUUGCCAAUCAGAAGGUCAGCGUUUCGAAUCCCUGCGACGAGGUGAGCUCCCGCUACUCAGUCCCUGCUCCUGCCAACCAAGCAGACAUCAAAGUGCAAGUAGAUAAAUUGGUACCGCUCUGGUGGGAAGGUAAACGGCAUUUCCAUGCUCUGCUCUGGUUUGCCAGAAGCGGCUUCGUCAUGCUGGCCACAUGACCCGGAAGCUGUACGCCGGCUCCCUCGGCCAAUAAAGCGAGAUGAACACCGCAACCCCAGAGUCGGCCACGACUGGACCUAAUGGUCAGGGGUCCCUUUACAUUUACCUUUACUGGUUCCAUAUGGGGAGUCAGCCAUGUGGGGAGCGCAGCAGUUGGGUUGCAGACGUAAGGUGUGAAACUGGCCCUUAAAUCUCCACAGUGCCUUAAGUCCUUUUUGUCUUUUAGCUGCUAUAGACCUGAAGGUUGUUUGAUUGCUGCCUUUAGUGUUUUUUUAUUAGCUGCACACCUGUUGACAACUGUUUCAGUUAGAUUACUUUAUUAUUGUGUACAUUGCCUUGUGAGCCUGUGUGGAAAGAGUCCCCUCCCCCUUUAAUCCUGCAAAUAAAUAAAUACAGUGGUACCUCGGGUUACAUACACCUCAGGUUACAUACGCUUCAGGUUACAGACUCCGCUAACCCAGAAAUAGUACCUCAGGUUAAGAACUUUGCUUCAGGAGGAGAACAGAAAUCGUGCUCUGGCGGCGCGGCAGCAGCUGGAGGCCCCAUUAGCUAAAGUGGUGCUUCAGGUUAAGAACAGUUUCAGGUUAAGGAUGGACCUCCGGGACGAAUUAAGUUCUUAAGCCGAGGUACCCCUGUAGAGUGGUGUGCUUGCUUUUGGGGGAUUUUCCUCCUGGCGGCAAAUCUUGCUAAACUGGUGUCCAGAGAACUUCACAUUCUUGUCUGUAACCAAGACCCAUUCCUCUGCAAACUGUGGCCAUCAGUGAGCUGAUAAAAGAACACACACACACACCCCGCACACACACACACCCUGGGAAGAAAGGAAGAGGAGAACUUGCAUUUUGUAAUGAAUCCCAGCAGGAGACACUCUGUUGAAGCCUCUACCCAGCAAGAGCUAUUUGGGGUGGAAGUUUUCGGUUUCGCUCUGCCUUUGAAUGAAUGAAUAAGUUGUACGGAAAGCAGCUAUGGUGAAGCAGUCCUUUAAAAAGUUACUGAUGCAAAAUAAGUACAAAUCUUCAAUUUGAUCCAAAACACAGUAACUUAUAGGGUUUCUGAGCACAAUUCAAAGUAUUGGUGCUGACCUUUAAAGACCCAAACGGCCUCGGUCCAGUAUAUCUGAAGGAGUGUCUCCACCCCCAUCGUUCUGCCCGGAAACUGAGGUCCAGCGUCAAGGGCCUUCCUGCGGUUCCCUCGCUGCGAGAAGCCAAGUUACAGAGAACCAGGCAGAGGGCCUUCUUGGUAGUGGCACCUGCCCUGUGGACCGCCCUCCCACCAGAUGUCAAAGAGAACAACAACUACCGGACUUUUAGAAGACAUCUGAAGGCAGCCCUGUUUAGGGAAGCUUUUAAUGUUUGAUGCAUUACUGUAUUUUAAUAUUUUGUUGAAAGCUGCCCAGAGUGGCUGGGGAAGCCCAGCCAGAUGGGCAGGGCAUAAAUAAUAUAUUAUUAUUGUCGGAUGGACUGAGAGAAGAGUUGGCAGGAAGGCACUCUUGCUGAUGGAAGAUGCCUUCAGUUCAUCUUCCGGAAGCCUUCUCCUCCCAGCUCCUGUGCCUCCUCCCAGCUCACCCUAUUCAGCAGAGUCCCUGGACCCUGAGGAGAGUUGCUUUGGGAAGCUCCAGGGUGGGAGGCGGAGGUUGCUGUUGGGAGGAGGGGGCAGAAAAGACACUUUCCACCCACCCCCUUUUCAGACUUUUCUCUGUAUUUUCAGCUUUCACACUGGGAAGAGUUGAGAAAGAUUUAGAUCUUUCACAUGACACUCGUGGGUGUGUGUGUGUGGGUGUGUGUUAAUAAUGGUAGUGCUACAUUGCUGGGGACAGACAGCAGUAGUUGGCUGUUUUGUCGUCAUCCUUUGCUUGCUAACUUCCUUGAAAGGUCUGUGUGGGGCUGGUUUUUACACUGAUAAAUUCUGGAUUCUAGAAUCCAGAUAAUUAGCGCAGAGCAGACCCUGCACUGCAGGUUGUUUGGUGCAAGAGUUUAAUCCGGACCUGACUCUCUGUAGGAGAGGGGUUGUAGCUCAGCUUUAGGACACAUGCCUUGCAUGUAGAACAGAGGCAGGCAAUGUUGUUGAAGUACAGUUCCAGGCCAUUGGAAGCUGGUGUGAGUUAAGAGUCAUCGAAUUGUAAAGUCGGAAGGGACCCUGAGGAUCCUUCUAGUCCAACUCCCUGCAAUGCACGAAUAUGUAGCUGUCGCAUAUGGGGAUUGAACCUGCAACCUUGGCAUUGCCAGCACCACGCUCUAACCAACUGAGCUAUCCAGUCCAACAACAUUAGAAAAGGCUCCAAGUUAAAACUUGGCCUCUCCAUUCAAAAAGAUCAGGUAGCAGGUGGUGGGGAAGACCUCCUAGAGUUUGUUAAGGGUGCUGGGAAUUGUAUCUCUGUGUGAGGGGGAAACUACGAUUCCCAGGAUGUACAGUACAGUGGUACCUCGGGUUACAGACACUUCAGGUUACAGACUUCGCUAACCCAGAAAUAGUACCUUGGUUUAAGAACUUUGCUUCAGGUUGAGAACAGAAAUUGCAUGGCGGCAGCGGGAGGCCCCAUUAGCUAAAGUGGUACCUCAGAACAGUUUCAGGUUAAGAACGGACCUCCGGAAAGAAUUAAGUUCUUAACCCGAGGUAGCACUGUAUACAGGAUGUACAGUCAUACCUUGGGUUACAGACGCUUCAGGUUGUGCAUUUUUGGGUUGCGCACCACUCCAAACCCAGAAGUACCGUAACGGGUUACUUUCGGGUUUUGGCGUUUGCACAUGUGCAGAAGCAUUAAAUCGCGCUUUGCGCAUGCACCGAAGUGCCAAAUCACGACAUGCGCAGACACAACGCUGCAGGUUGCGAACGUGCCUCCCACACGGAUCACGUUCGCAACCCGAGCGUCCACUGUACUAAAUGUAUGGUGUGGGUAUAGCCAGUCUCCUCUAGUAUAUGGUAACUUUCUCUUUCUAAUCCCUCAGCUUCAGGGCAGAUGGUCCAUCUCACGUUUUCAUGCCCAGUCCAUAUUUCAGUACAAGAAUAUGCAUGUGAUUUCAUAAGAGAACACAGAACAGAUAAACCAUGGGUUUUUUUUAUUAAGACCUAGUAAAACGCACUUGGAGAGACAGAUCUACUUUGCAUCUGGAUGGUUUGUUUUAUUUUAUUUUGUUGUUGCAUGUUUGAAAUUGUAAUCGGGAUUCCUUGCCUGUAAAAUGCCAUUUUUAUUACUGACUUCAAAGGGUUGUGAAGAUGAACGGAGCGUGGAACUGACCCACAUAUUAUAAAGAACAAGGUGGCAGAAUUCUGGACUGUGCCACUUAAGACUGCCAGUUCCUGCCAAAAGGAUGGUAAUACUUUUUAACAUCCCCCCUAAAAGAAAUCCCCUUUAUAGGGGUAUGCUAAAUGUCCCCCCCACCCCAUGUGCUAGUUGACUGCAUGCUUGGAGGUUUUGUGUGUGUGUAUGUCUCCCUGUGUUUUAAAUGAGUAAUGUUUUUAAAAAACAUGGCUGCCCCUGCAGUGAUACGACCCAAAAUUCUACCACCUGAUUAUGAAGAACCAAAGAAUGAUUCUAGCUUUGAGAGGCAUUUUAUGCAAUCAGCUGGCUAUGGAAGUAUGUGGAAUUAUGAUUAAUAUUCUGCCUCUUGAGUUCCUGCUGGGCUGCGUAUUAGGAUUUCCUGCUCUCAUUUGUUCCCCAGAGGACAAGGACUGGACACAGACGUCCACUCCCAUGGGCCAGCCACCAUAUUUCAUGCCGCUUGUUCCGCCUCCGUGAAGGUGCAUUGGCCUUCUGCCCUCUGGGAAUGUGUUUGGGUUUGUUCCCUCUGUUGGAGCAUCAGAUUGCUGUCAGCACGGGGGCGAUUUAUGGCCAGGCCUGCUCUUUCCCCCGUUCAUGGAGGCGGGAGAGCCCUGUCCUGCUGCGGAAUUUAUUUCCUGCCCUCUGCUCCCACCUGUUGCAGAACACACUCUUUAUCUCGCUUAACGAUGCCUCAAAAAGCCCGGCGGCUAGGCAGGGAGCUCUGGGUGGCCUUGGCUGUGGUCCCUUUGCCACCCUGGGCUCCUUCCAUACUUCACGCUGUGUGACUCCGGGCAAACAAGGCGGGAGCUGUCAAAUGCAAUUGGGGAAUCCAGGGAAACAAGUCUGUACUCUGGCUCUGAAACAUCCUCUGCAAAACUGCACAGGGAAGGGACUUUUUUUUGCUCCUUCCCAGUUCUGAUGGUGUGGGGGCAAUUGGAGGCCAUUUUCCAAAGCUUGCUUCUCUGGUCCACAGAAGCAAACUCCUGGGGUUCCUUGAAUGCUUCUCUAGAGCUUUGUUCAUGACAAGAUUGGUGACAACAGACAAGCUUCUGUGAAAGCCAAGUUUGCUCACAGUAAUAAGUCUUCUCCUGCAAGACGCAGCCACAUGCCUUAUACCACCUCAGAACAGGUUGUCCUUCUAACCCAUCAUUCAUCUACAGUGGUACUUAACCUGAAACUGUUCUUAACCUGAAGCACCACUUUAGCUAAUAGGGGCUCCUGCUGCUGCUGCGCUGCCGGAGCAUGAUUUCUGUUCUCAUCCUGAAGCAAAGUUCUUAACCUGAAGCACUAUUUCUGUGUUAGCAGAGUCUGUAACCUAAAGCAUAUGUAACCUGAAGCGUAUGUAACCCGAGGUACCACUGUAUCUCCUUUGCCUAGCAGCGGGUCCCUGGGUUCUAGGUUGGGUAGGUGCAAGACAGGGCAGGGCUCUCUUGCACCUUUAGUAACUGUGCAGAAAAUUAGGGUACUGUAAUGGACUGUACACAAGGGACACGGGUGGCACUGUGGUCUAAACCACUGAGCCUAGGGCUUGCUGGUCGGAAGGUCAGCAGUUCAAAUCCCCGCGACGGGGUGAGCUCCCGUUGCUCGGUCCCAGCUCCUGCCAACCUAGCAGUUCGAAAGCACGUCAAAGUGCAAGUAGAUAAAUAGGUACCGCUCCUGCGGGAAGGUAAACGGCGUUUCCGUGCGCUGCUCUGGUUUCUCCAGAAGCGGCUUAGUCAUGCUGGCCACAUGACCCAGAAAAAGUGUCUGUGGACAAACGUUGGCUCCCUCGGCCAGUAAAGCGAGAUGAGAGCCACAACCCCAGAGUCCUUUGCGACUGGACUAAACUGUCAGGAGUCAUUUACCUUUACCUUUUUAGUGUAUUGUACACAUGGUUCAGAAGCUGCAGCUAUUGCAAAAUGACCAGCUGAAUUUCACUUGGUGACAGUGUAGAAGUGGGCAUUUUUGAUUAUAGAAGCCAUCCUCUGAAUGCAGGGUAAAAACAAUAAUAACCUUCCAAUGCAUUAAAAAAGCUUAUACAGUGGUACCUCUGGUUACGCACUUAAUUCGUUCUGGAGGUCCGUUCUUAACCUGAAACUGUUCUUAACCUGAAGCACCACUUUAGCUAAAAGGGCCUCCUGCUGCUGCUGCACCGCCGGAGCACGAUUUCGGUUCUCAUCCUGAAGCAAAGUUCUUAACCCGAGGUACUACUGGGUUAGCGGAGUCUGUAACCUGAAGCGUAUGUAACCCGGGGUACCACUAUAUAACCAAGUUUCCUGGACUCUGCCACUUGAAUUUUUAUUUUUUUGGGUUGCUCUGUUUUAUUUGUGAUAAACAGUUGUGUUUUUAUCUUCUUUUCAUCCAGUUUUUAAGGAAACUUUAACUAUUUUUUUUUCAUUUUUCCAUAUGGUUCUUUUUAUUGUAAGUCACUUAGAAGUUUUUAUUAUAUUAAACAAUAUAUUUAAGAAAUAAGUAAGUGAAUUGCGGAGAUAGCCUAUCAAGUUAAAUUGAUCAACUUUAUUUUGAAUAAUAUUUUAGUUUAAUCCCCCCCCCCCCUUUGAACAUGUGUGCUUGAAGAAGAGGUCUCUGAAACCCCACAGCUUGCUUUGACUGUUAGUUGCUUUGGAACAGAAUCACUUCACUUUAUGGUUGCCAAGUCAUUUAUUGGUCCCUUCAGUAGGAGAUGGAUUUGCAGACUUUAGCAUGAGUUAAUAUUUAUCUCUGCAAAGUAGAAGUUUCUAUCUUUUGAUUUAGUUUAAGGUAUAUUAGCAGGGGCCAGCAAACUGUUGGCAACUGUAUUUCACUUACGGAAUUAUUGCUACAGUUCUAGAUUCAGGUUGGUCUGACACAGUCAAAAUAUAUAGAAAAAUAAAAAAAUUGUCCAGUAGCACCUUAGAGACCAACUAAGUUUGUUCUUGGUAUAAGCUAUUUGAAGAAGUGUGCAUGCACAUGAAAGCAUGCACACUUCUUCAGAUACUUAUUCACAUACACUGCAUGCACACGAAAGCUCAUUCCAAUAACAAACUUAGUUGGUCUCUAAGGUGCUACUGGAAGAAUUUUUUAAUUUAUUUUGUUUCAACAGACCCGUAACUAGAACUUUGUCUUUCUAGUCUGGCUGAUGAAGAGUCCUGUGAAGCACAAAUGCUUUGCAUGCUACUGGACUUAAUCUAAUAAAAUAUACCCACCACCACAUUAUGUCUUCCUGAUAUAAGAAAGAAUGCUCUGCUGUAGUUCAUGGAAUUCCAGGAGUUUGGGCUUGCCAAAACUUAUAGAUUCUGAGCUUUGCAAUUAAAAGCUGUGAUGGCACAUCUCCACAUUACUGGGUGUGUGUUUGUCUCUUUGUGUUACCUGGCAUUCUUCCUCUCUUAUCCAUCUCCCUUAAUUCUCACCAGCUUUUCAGACACAACCCUCUGUGUUUAUGGGCUGUUUUCAGGUAAAUAAAGGCCUUCCAGUGAGAUCUAAUCACCUGGCAGGGCCUCCUUUUGUCUGCCUCUAUCUCCUGGCCCUAGGGAGCCAGUCAUGCACUGUUGGAGCCAAGGGAACAGCCUCCAAAGGCCUAUUGUCUUAUCUGAAAGAAGAGGAUAAUGCAGAGAGUUAAAAUUCAUGAGCUUCUAAUUGUCCCUUCUUCUCUGAUGCUGAUGAAGACUCCACUGGAGAGGUUUGCAAGGACAGGAAAAGGGGAUCUGGCGGAAUGGAUAAACAGGAAUUGGCAAACCUUAAAUGUUUCCCUCCCUUCUCAUGGUUAAAAAGGUUUUUUUUUUCUGGUGGUGGCAAUGGUGGGUGAUAGUCAAAUUUCUAUCAAGACCAGGAGAAGAGCCAUAGCAGGAAGCUACUCUAGCUUGCAGUGCUUCCAACAUCUCUUUAAUGCAUGAUCCAUCCUCACAAGAACCCUGUGAGUUUGACCAGUUGCUUCCAUUUUACAAACAGAGAACAUUUGCUGCUGAGAAUGUGCCAGGCCAGAGUUUGGAAAUGGAAUCCAAGGAUGAAGGUGUAUGGCGCUGGUGUUUGUGUCUUGAACCUCUGGUGCUUUGCCAUUGAUACUCCAUCAUUUCAUCUGUGGCCAGUCCAGCAGACUUGGCUCCAUGCAUUGAGGUUGCCACCUAGUAUUAAGUACCAAGACUGUCCGAAAAGCCGGUCAGCUGAUCCUCAAGGGCCAGUCCUUACAAACCAAGCUCUGUAAAGCUCCAGCCUUAGAGAAGCUCUUCAGUCUGAGACACAUGCUGCUCUUCUGAGGCUGCUGAAUUCUACUCCUUUUCUUAUUGCUGGCAGCUGCUGAGGAUCAUGUUGCAUACCUGACUUUGACCUUGCAUAUGUUUCUGGCCUUUUUAUCCAGCCCUCUCUGUCCACCUCAGAUCUUGACCCCUGUCUGAUUCUGACCAUGCCUCUGCCUGAAGGAGACAUCUUUAUUCCUCUUGACUGAUGGAUGUUGAAGGUGUGAAUCUGCUCUUUGCCUUUUAGUCAUGCAGUGUAGGAAUAACAUAAGAAUUCAGCCUGCUAAACCUGGAAGGUAGCCCAUCCAGGAGAAGGAAAACUCUGGUCCUAAACCUCCACUGCCUUGCAUGACAUCUUUGGGAGAAGAAAAGACUUUAGGAGGAUUCCUUUGCGCAAAUCCAGAGUGGUGUUCCUAAUACAGUUGGAUGGCUCCUUGUAUGCCUCUGUUCCGCAACUCUUGCAGCCCAGCUGGUGACAAACGUAUUGCUCUGCUUUGAACCACAUCAGUGAGGUUCCUUAGGUGCUGCUAACACAGUGGUUUGACUUCACCCCUGGAGGUGCACUCCAUUGACUCUUGAAAUAGACAGAUGCCAGUAACACCAAAAGAGCCUAUGAGCAAAGCAGUGUAAGGUUCAUGCUCCCAGGAGUGACUCAUAGGCUCUGGCAGAAGCCAUGGACAGAAACCAGGCCCUGGUGCUGGAAUAAAUUAAGAACUCACUGAGAUCUCUUCCCAUGUGUGUCAGGAUCACCUUCUACCUAGCUCCAGAGAACAUUAUUGUUCCCAGUGAGCCUUGCUUAAUGGUGUGUGGCAUCUCUCUCUUUUGGAAAGUGAACAUUCCCUACAGACCCUGUCCAGGGUGAGAAAGGGCAGAGUAGUUAAAACUCUCAGUUCUGAAAGGAGUUGCUUGCAUCAUACAUCUUUUAGACCAUCUUCAGACCCCUCAGUCUGUUCGGUGGGACUUCUUGCCUUCGACUCACCAGUUUUAAAUCUGUACCUUGUUGCCUUGGAUGGGGAACCCAUGACCUUCCGGAUUGUGUUAGACUCCAGCUCCCAUCAGCCCCAGUCCCCAGCCACCAUUGAUGAUGGUCAGGGAUGAUGGGAGAUGGAGUCCAGCAACACCUGGAGGACCGCAAGUUCCCCAGCCCUGUAGCUCAGCAGCAGCUGCUGCUAUCAUGAGAUUUGCCUUCCCAAGGGCAAGAAAUGAGUGUGGGUCAUGAACCCAGCAUUGUCAGACCCAAGUACAAUCUAAAAUUGUACUUCAGCUCUUCCCCAAGAGAUCCCUUAAGAGGCAUCGCUUAGAAACAGUUGCCUAGCGAACAUCCUUACCUAAGCAGUCCCUGAAUCACUGAAAAGGAGAAACAAACAGUGGUUCCUAAGACAAUACCUGUGGGGACCAGUGAAUGAAAUGUUGAGACCUGUCUCUCUGCCUCCGUUCUCUGUUGACAGAACAAGAACAAGAGUGAUCUGCUUCUCAAGAUUACUACAAGAAUUAAAAUUAAAGCACAUGCAUAAAGCUGAAACAAAGAUGUUGCCGUGGGAGAAGACUUGUGCAGGCCUUUCAAAGCAGCCUUCUUCCAUCUUAGGCCCGCAGAUGACGACAAUGGGACUAUAACUCCCAUCAUCCCUGCCCAUUGGCCAAGCUGGCUGGGGACGAUGGGAGUUGUAGUCCAAUAACACCUGGGGACCCAGGGCUGAAUAAUUACGUUUAAGGACCUGAAUGAUGCGGGCACCUUAGCAGCAACCAGUUUUUAAUAGGCCAUAUUUCACAUAAGGCCUGGACAUUGGUCCCUCUCACAGAUGUGCUCCAGCACAAGCCAACCAAAAUGCAAGCAAAAGGCUCAUUUUUCACCUCCUCUAAGUACAAAGACCAACAAAGGGCUGUGCUGGGGUUAGCCUUGUAUGCCCCUCAGCUUCCCACUCCCAUUUGCUUGUGGCUUGGUUUGCAGGCAGCAGAAAGCUGCAGAGGUUUGUAAAAUAAGGGAGAGAGCUCUCUCUAUGGUGCAUUGUUGGUCGCGCAGUGAAUAGGGAGGCCUUUAAGAGCUGCCAUGUUGGACAGAGAAGCUGUGGUGUGUAAUAAAGAAAGGAACUCAUUAGACUUUUCUGUGGGGAGGAGGGGGCAUAUGGGAAACUGAGGGGGGUCUAGGCUGAGCUCCCAGCUUGCCAGUUGCCCUAAAGCCCUGUCUCUAUUAAGGGGCUCAGUCCUGGAAAUCUUAUCACAGUGACAACCUGCAGCCUGGACUCCUGCUAUGUGAAGGACUUAAGUGGCUUUGAAAUGGAUACUCUAUUUAGCCAUUUCCCUGUGGGGAAAUGGAAGGUGCCACGUUGAAUCACGAAGCCUGUUAAUACUGGUGCCCCUGGGAUGCUAAGAACAGAGACACUGACUCUCCCUCCCAGCUGUAUCUUAAGAGUGGCUCCACAUUUUAUGCAACAACCUUGUUUUUGCCGCUGGCAUUACUCUGGUAUUUCCUACAGUGUGCCCACAAAGCAUUAACAGUUAUGCGCCUUCAAAAACACACGUGUUUGCGCACAUUAGGAAGGUGCAGCUGAAUCCUGGCUUCUCUGGGUACACAGGUGCUUCAGGACAUGGGAGCAGCACUCCAUGUCAAACUAUUGCUGGACAAAAUGCAGGCCUGCUCAUAAUUAAGUUUAAUGCUGAACUCCCACUUGGAAAAUACAAACCCUUUUGUGAAAGGGAAACUUUUGGGUUCUGACACGACUCUACGAUUCUAUAAAAAGCAGAAUUCCCAUGUUGGAGCAAGACAAAGAUACUGCUGCGGGUGGGUUUUUGUAUAAAAAAUAUAAAUAUAAAUUUUGUAUAAAAAAUCACGGCCUAGGACCCUCGUACCUACGGGACCACCUCUCCUGGUAUGCCCCACGGAGAGCCUCAAGGUCCAUAAAUAGCAACACCCUAGUGGUCCCGGGCCCUAAAGACAUUAGAUUAGCUUCAACCAGAGCCAGGGCCUUUUCAACACUGGCUCCGGCCUGGUGGAACGCUCUGCCUCAUGAGACCAGGGCCCUGCAGGAACUGAUUUCUUUCCGCAGGGCCUGUAAGACAGAGUUGUUCCGCCUGGCCUUUGGCUUGGAGUCAAUUUGAUUCCCUCCCCCUCUUUCUUUUUUCUUUUCCUUUCUCCUCCUGCGAUGAAGCUACAUUUUAAUAUUUUAAUGUUUCAGUAUUUUAAUGUUGUAUUUUAAUUUUGUUUUUAAGUUGUAUUCAUUCAACUUAUUUUAAUUAUUGCUUGUUAGCCGCCCUGAGUCCGGCCUUGGCUGGGGAGGGCGGGGUAUAAAUAAAAAUUAUUAUUAUUAUUAUUAUUAGUCCCUGCCCACAUGAAAAUUAUGUGGCCAGAGUCAUCUCCUGCAGCUUUUACCAACUCAGAAGCACACAUAUAUUAAUUGUGCAUAAGUCAUUGCAGUCUAUAUAUAUAGUGGUCUUUAACAUUGGUCAACCUAUCUCACUGUUGACAGCUUUGGAGAGAGGAAGGUCCCUUCUAAUACCACUGUGGGUGGAUCUAAACACGGGUGUGGGGCGGGGGCUGGGGGAGAAUGUUAUAAAUAAGUCAGAAAUUAGAUAAUUUCAACAAAAGAAAACAAUCUCUAUGAGAAAUUGUGCUUAAAAAUUUCCUGCUCUCUUGCGCCAUCUGGUGUUGCAUGUUUAUUGCACAUUCAAAUAGCUGUUUCUUUACUGAUGUAGCUGAGUUCUGAGUUUAGUCAUUUGGGGUAGACAUUGACCAAAGCAGCUGACACUUUUACGUGUCUACAAAUGUAUACUAUAAAAAUAUGCGAUUCAUUCCAUGCGGCAUCCACGCACCAUCUCCAUGCUGGCUUAUACGCUACUAGUAGUCUAAUACAGAGGAAGCAUGUUAUCUAAUCAGCUUGAAGGACGAUGAAACUUGUAGAUACGUCACUUAACUGGGAGCUGUGGGGUUCAAUCAGCUACUGACCCUUUUGAUCAGCUGUUAGGCAUUAACAGCAAACAGCUGGUUGAUGCAAUCAGCUGUCACCACCGAAAAGGUGAUCGGUGCAAGUGCUGACAAAACACUAAGGCAGGGAAUCUCCAGUUUAGGGGCUAGAUCUGGCAUGUUGCUUAAUUUCACCUGGGCCUCACAUGCCUCUUUUUCCUUUUCCUUUUCCUUGCGUAUAUGUAAACAAAACAUUAAUUAGCACUGAAUUUCCACUUUGUUCCGAUUGGUGUGGCCUACUUUGUUCCUGAACACUUUUGAAAGUGUGGAUAUGGCUGGGCAUCAGCUGGCCUGAUCUGCGCCUUCCGAACUGUCCUUAGGCAUGGGGCUACGUGAUACAGUGGUCCUUCGGGUUACAGAUGCUUCAGGUUACAGACUCCACUAACCCAGAAAUAGUACCUUGGGUUAAGAACUUUGCUUCAGGAUGAGAACAGAAAUCAUCUUCCGGCGGCGCAGUGGCAGCGGGAACCCCCAUUAGCUAAAGUGGUACCUCAGGUUAAGAACAGUUUCAGGUUAAGAACGGACCUCCAGAACGAAUUACCGUAAGUAUUUAAGCCGAGGUACCACUGUACUGGGCAGCUUCUUGGCUGAUGGGGUGUGUGUGUGUGUGUGUGUGGAGAUGCUGAGUCAGGGUCUGCUGUCAGCACCUCUAAAGCUCUCCUCAGGUGAGACACCUGAACACUGUCCAACUAUCUCGUCCUCCGUCGUCCCCUUCUCCUUGUGCCCUCAAUCUUUCCCAACAUCAGGGUCUUUUCCAGGGAGUCUUCUCUUCUCAUGAGGUGGCCAAAGUACUGGAGCCUCAGCUUCAGGAUUUGUCCUUCCAGUGAGCACUCAAGGCUGAUUUCCUUCAGAAUGGAGAGGUUUGAUCUUCUUGCAGUCCAUGGGACUCUCAAGAGUCUCCUCCAGCACCAUAAUUCAAAAGCAUCAAUUCUUCGGCGAUCAGCCUUCUUUAUGGUCCAGCUUUCACUUCCAUACAUCACUACUGGGAAAACCAUAGCUUUAACUAUACAGACCUUUGUUGGCAAGGUGAUGUCUCUGCUUUUUAAGAUGCUGUCUUGCAUCCCUGUACCAAGGCUGUUUCCCCCUCAGCCUUUGGAAUUGUUGAACUCCCAGCUCCCAUCUUCCUCAGCCAGCUUAGCCAGUGGUCAGGGAUGAUGGGAAUUGUAGUGCAAGAACAUCUGGGACUUAAGGCUGAAUAACACUGGACUGAAGGGUUUAAAUCUACUUAGGAAUUAAAGAGGUCGGAUAGGCCAUGUGAACAAGCAUAUUUCAGACUCCCAUCACCCCUAGCCAACAGGACCAGUGGUCAGGGAUGAUGGGAAUUGUAGUCCCAAAACAUCUGGAGGGCUGAGUUUGGGGAUGCCUGGCAUAGGCUAACAGUAUGAGUUUUGUUGCUUAGCUCUGGGCUGCUGUGCAUUAGCUUGUUUGUUGUGGAGUCAUUUAGAAGGCAGUGAGAAGGAAACACACAAAUGAGCCGUUAUUGUUGUGGGAAAUGAAUAUUCAUCAGAGGGUUAUUUGUUGGGAAGGCUGGGUUUGUUUAUUGCAGGGUCACUUAUAAGAACUGAGCUCAAGAGACAUGAUGGCUGCAUGGAGUUUGUAUCUGCUGCUUAUCUAUUGUGGUUAGAGGGGCCUGCGAAGUGCUGUUUUCCUUUUGCAAACAAGAGUUUGUGCUGGGAGAUAUUGCAGAUAGCAGGAAGGUGAAGGGGGUGGUGGUGAGGGAGGAAUCUUAUAACCCUUCACUCCUGUGAUCCCUGUUGUAUUGUAGGCAGGGAAUUCUCUGCACAAGCACCCAAAUUUUCUGAACAACCCAUCCCUGCGAUCAACUUGACAGCUGCAAUGUUGUUGCUUUAUCUAUUAAAGGUAAAGGGACCCCUGACCAUUCGGUCCAGUCGUGGCCAACCCUGGGGUUGCGGCGCUCAUCUCGCUUUAUUGGCCGAGGAAGCCGGCGUACAGCUUCCGGGUCAUGUGGCCAGCAUGGCGAACCAGAGCAGCGCACGGAAACGCCGUUUACCUUCCCACCGGAGCGGUACCUAUUUAUCUACUUGCACUUUGACGUGCUUUUGAACUGCUAGGUUGGCAGGAGCAGGGACUGAGCAACGGGAGCUCACCCCAUCGCGGGGAUUCGAAUCGCCGACCUUCUGAUCGGCAAGUCCUAGGCUCUGUGGUUUAACCCACAGUGCCACCUGCGUCCCUUGCUUUAUCUAUUGGGGGGAUCAUUUUGCUCCAGUUUUAGGCUGCGUACAAUGGAAAGCACCCCCCCAAAACUUGGGAAUUUUUCAUUACCCCACACAGAGCUACCAUUCCAAUCACCCUUAAGAAUCUACAGUUCCCAUGAUUUUUUGGGUGAGAAGACAUGCUUCCAAUGUGCUUUAAAAUGUGUUUUCUGUAAGAAGUCACCUUCUGCCUGGUCCUGUGAAUGAAUGAGAAAACAAACACAUUAGGGAUAUCAAUUGGAGGUUUGGAACUGCUGAGUGAUGCCCACGAAGCAGCUCAUAGUGAACUUUAGUGCCAAAACUGGCACUAGAAAAGAAGAAAAAUGGAGCUGGCUUCCUAAUCCGGACUUUAAGUUAAACCCGGGUGGAAUGAUCGUAAUUGUGAAACACUUUUUUAUUUAAAAAAGCUGUGAAUAUAACCUACAAGCAGGGCUACCGUAUACCGUAUUUUUCGCCCUAUAGGAUGCACCGGCCCAUAGGGCGCACCUAGAUUUGGGGGGGGGGGGGGAAUAAAGGGAAAAAAAAUAUUUCCCCCUCCCCAGGUGUGGGGCUGGGGCGGGGGAAGCCCGAGCUUCCCCCGACCCCAGCCCCCAGAACAGGCUGCUGCCCGCAAGCCUUGGGAGCCUGGCGGACACUCCUGCCGGGCUCCCAAGGCUUACGGAUAGCUUCCUGAAGCCUGGAGAGCGAGAGGGGUCGGUGCGCACCGACCCCUCUCGCUCUCCAGGCUUCAGCGAAAGCCUGCAUUCGCCCCAUAGGACGCACACACAUUUCCCCUUCAUUUUUGGAGGGGAAAAAGUGCGUCCUAUAGGGCAAAAAAUACAGUAAUACAAGUCGUUUUAUUAUGGUUAAUGGCCAGGGUUACCAUAUAGACUGAGUCCACAUUCACCAUGUAAGGAGAAUGUCACCAUUUGAGCAGAUCUACACUAUACAUGAUUUAAAGCACAUUCAACACACAUUCAAAGCACAUAACUUCCUCCAAAGAAUCCUGUAGGUAAGGGUGUUUGGGAUUGUAGCUAUGGGAAACUACAGUUCCCAUGAUUCUUUGGGGGAAGUCAUGUGCUUUGAAUGUGCAUUGGAUAUGCUUUAAAAUUCAGCGGUUCUCAACCUGUGGGUUCCCAGAUGUUGUUGGACUCCAACUCCCAUCAUCCCUGAGCUCUGGCCUUGCUUGCUAGGGAUGAUGGGAGCUGUAGUUCAGCAACAUCUAGGGACCCACAGGUUGAGAAAGGCUGCUUUAAAUGAAUGUUGUGAAUCUGCUGUUGGCUUCACCACCCUAAAAAUGGAAACACCCUUAAUUUUUUUUGGGGGGGAACGCUAAAUACAGACCUUUUGCAGGAGGGGAAAGUGGACUAAAACUCCCCCCCCCCCGUAUUUCCUCCCCAGCUUUUCUAACCUAUGUCUCCUUUGGGCAGGGUCAUUCCUCUCUUCCCACCCCCAGGGGAAGGGAUUAGGUUACACAGCUCUGGUAACAAUUCCAACCUGUUUGGCCUGGAAUGUGGCAUUUAGGGUCUUGUCACAGGAAAUUCAGUCUGUGUUGAAAGCUAGAAUUGCAAACAGUUUCAUGGCUUGCCGGGGUUGGGGGGCGGUGGAAAAUGCUGUUUGAACCGAAGGAACUCUGUCCAGGCGUUAUGGGUCAUGGUGAGGGCAAGAGGCUGGGAGUUUAGGACUAAAUCUUUUUAAUGUUUCCUCCUUCCCAGGCAACUUCACUGUAAGUAAUGCACACUUACGCCAUUUGCCUGCUCAGUGUAUGGCUGACUCCCCACCGCCAGUCCCAACUGUCCUGUCUCUAGUCACUUACUCCCAUGUAUAUUAUAAGGAAUAUAUCCCAGCAUAUUCUUGAUAAAGUAUGAUCCCCUUCAGCCAUGAGGUGUCAUUCGGCAAGCAAUUUUCUCUCUUCCUCAAGUCCCCCCAACUGCAAAAUAAAAUCAACAACUUCAAUCCUAAAAAAAGGGUCAACAACUUUGGUUGGCCCUCACGCAUGUUCACUUCAUCAAAUUUUGAGAAAAAAUUGGGCACCCCUGAGUCCCCAUCCCACAGCCCUGCUCACAGUUGUAAAGAAUAUUCCUACACUGAAUGGUCUGUGUCAACAUUAAGAAAAAGAGAUAGGAAUAGGCCAAUAUCAAGCGACUUUUCUUCUUUAAGGUUUCAAAGUUCUUAACCUAGCUCAAGGUAGUCAUCUGAACUACCUGAUGACCAAUCACAGACAAUGCAUCCCUUGAAAAAUAAGAUUUUAGAGCCAUCUUGCCCCCAAAUGGCAACUACACAUUUGGUGCCUAGCUUAUAUACCUGAGUUUCUAACACUGUAGGAUUUUAGAAGGUCGGCGGUUCAAAUCCCCAUGACGGGGUGAGCUCCCGUUGCUCGGUCCCUGCUCCUGCCAACCUAGCAGUUUGAAAGCAUGUCAAAGUGCAAGUAGAUAAAUCGGUACCGAUCCGGCAGGAAGGUAAACGGUAUUUCCAUGAGCUGCUCUGGUUCGCCAGAAGCGGCUUAGUCAUGCUGGCCACAUGACCCAGAAGCUGUACGCCGGCUCCCUCGGCCAGUAAAGCGAGAUGACUGAACCUAAUGGUCAGGGGUCCCUUUACCUUUUUAUGAUUUCAGAAGGCUGGUCAUCAACAGUGGGUGGCAUGGUGGGGGUGGCAGCAGCGCUUACCUGACUGAUGCUUAGUGGGAAGGAAAGGUGUGGGACGUCAGCGUGGUGGAAACAGAUGACAGCAGAGCCAAUCCAGCACUCCUGCCCGUGCGUUUACACUGCACCACACUGUCCACUGCUGGGAGCCAGUUUAAUGUGUUACAGUGUAUUUUGGGGGGCACCUAUGUGCCACCUUAAAGACUAACAGAUUGAUUGCAGCAUAUCGUGAACAACCAUUCAUUAUGGAUGAAAACAUUUAUUCAUAGCAUAAUCUUUCCUAGACCAAGGCAUGAUUGAUGCACGACUAGAUGAAUGAUUUUUUUAUUUUAUUUUUGUAUCUGAUGAUAAAAUGGGCUCUCUGUUCACAAACACUUAUGCCCCAAUCAAUCUGUUAAGUCUUUUAGGUGCCAGAAAGCAUUUUGAGGGUGCGUGAGAGAUUUUUAACGCGAGUUGAAAUGCAGCCAAAGUUCGUAAAUUACUUUAUAGAUUCAGAAUCUUGGAUGUGUUAUUUGUAAUGCCUGUCCCUCUGAUGGUUCCAUGAUGCUAAGAUAAUCCCUCAAACUUUCUGGACUCUGUUCUGCCUUCUGAAGUUCCUUUAGCUUGUUGAGAUUGUGAUUAUGGGGCAAAGCAGAUGCAAUUCCUGCCCCCCUGCCUAGCCCUCCCCUUUCCCAGUGUGAAUCAGGUGAGCAAACAACCCCACACACUUUCCACACAAUAAUUUUGAGUCGUAGAAGCUUCCUUAAGAUAAAAUUUUAAAAAAUGAAAUGAAACGAAAGGCUGUCAUUUUUAAUAUGUUUUAACCAAAGUUUGGGUGUUGUUGUUGUUUAGUCGUUUAGUCGUGUCCAACUCGUGACCCCAUGGACCAGCGCACGCCAGGCACUCCUGUCUUCCACUGCCUCCCGCAAUUUGGUCAAACUCAUGCUGGUAGCUUCGAGAACACUAUCCAACUAUCUCGUCCUCUGUCAUCCCCUUCUCCUUGUGCCCUCCAUCUUUCCCAACAUCAGGGUCUUUCCCAGGGAGUCUUCUCUUCUCAUGAUGUGGCCAAAGUAUUGGAGCCUCAGCUUCAGGAUCUGUCCUUCCAGUGAGCACUCAGGGCUGAUUUCCUUCAGAAUGGAUAGGUUUGAUCUUCUUGCAGUCCAUGGGACUCGCAAGAGUUUCUUCCAGCACCAGAAUUCAAAAGCAUCAAUUCUUCGGCGAUCAGCCUUCUUUAUGGUCCAGCUCUCACUUCCAUAUGUCACUACUGGGAAAACCAUAGCUUUCACUAUACGGACCUUUGUUGGCAAGGUGAUGUCUCUGCUUUUUAAGAUGCUGUCUAGGUUUGUCAUUGCUUUUCUCCCAAGAAGCAGGUGUCUUUUAAUUUCGUGACUGCUGUUUGGGUGUACAGUGUCCCAAAUUUCUGCCUGACCCUCCCCUAUUUCCUUCUGCAGCGGUGGAGACACAGAGCACAAGUUCAGAGGAGAUGGUGCCCAGCUCCCCCUCUCCGCCCCCACCCCCACGUGUCUACAAACCUUGUUUCGUCUGCAACGACAAAUCAUCUGGCUAUCAUUACGGGGUCAGCUCCUGCGAAGGCUGCAAGGUGAGUGGAGGGAGAUUCCCCACCCCACAAGACGCUGCCGCACACCUCAGCUAACCCUCUGCGCUGGGGGGCUCCUUGCAGCGCAGCUCGCCCGAAUCGUGAGUUCAAGCAGGCAUCUGUUCAGACCAGGAGGGUGGGGUUGGCUGCUUCACCCAGGCCUCCUUUCCUCGUCCAAAGGAAUGUUGCAGCAGGGAAUUUGAAGCUGCAUGCCAACACCCAAAAAAACAGAUUAUGCAAGCAAGAUGAAAUGUGCAAAACAAGCAUAUGCAUGCUGACUUGCAUCCUCCUGUGCCCCGGUUGUUGAAUUGGGGGGUUUCUGGUUGCAGAAAAUUCUGCACCUACUUCAAAGAUCAUCAGGUUAACAUCCGUCAGGCUGAGGCUGAAUCCGUACAUAUGGAGAGUGUGUUUUCCACCUUGGGAACCUUUGAGGGUUGGUUGCUGGAACUGAGAGCUAUAGUUAAAAGUUUCUGCUUGACUCAUUUGGCGUGUGAGGCUGUGUCCUCCAAACCAUGCCCACCUGCUCCACACCUGACUUGCUCCACAACUUGGACAGCUGGGCUUUUACUGUGCACCUAUCAUUCACCUGCCAGCAGAUGAUUGACAGGCGGUGGUCUCCCCUAUCAAAGCUGACCUGCAGGCGGAGUGGGAGAUAAAGAUCUAGGGUCCCUGGCUGAAAGAGUUCCCCACUGCUGCCCUUUAUCUCCAUACUGAGGGAGCGGAGAGACAGUGACUUGCCUAAGAUGAUGUUUGGACUCAGAACUUCCUGGUUCACAUACUUCCCAGCCCCUUACAAAAUGCCAGCUCUUUAAAGGGCAACUUCUGUUAAAGGAUCGCAAGUGGCAGGGCAGUGGAAGACCCUCUGACUGAGAUUUUGGAAAAGCUGUCGCUGCUACUGCCAGUAGGGAAGACUGUCCUGGGCUAGAACGGAAGGUCUGAUUCAUUACAAGUCAGCUGCUUAACACUUAAAAGUCAGAGGUGGGCCAAAGAACAAGGGGGCCUUGCAUCUUUUUCUGAGUGCCCCAGGUGUUUCCCUGUGUGGGGUAGUGAAUUCAGUGGAAAGAGGGAUCAAAUUAAGGGCUAUCAGUAGGAUAUUACAUAAAUUAUUUAUUAUUAUUAUUAUUAAUUCAAUUUAUAUACCACCCUUUAUCAAAAGAUCCCAAGGUGGUGUACAAUUGUUAAAAACACAUUACAGAACACCAGUGAUAAAAAUACAAUGAAAACACAUAAUAAAAAGCACACUGACAGACAGCCUAAUAAUAAAAUAGUCAUCGUAAUAACCGUCAACUCUUCUCCACACUUUCACAGGCCAUAGAUUAUUUAAUAGCCAUAGGCCUGGUUAAAGAGGAAUGCUUUUGCCUGGUGCCUAAAGACAUGUAAUGAUGGCGCCAGGCGAGCCUCUCUGGGGAGAGCAUUCCACAACCGGGGAGCCACCACAAAAAAGGCCAGUUCUCUUUUUGCCUCCCAAAGAUGACCUUUUUUGGAGAUGAUCUGGAGUGUAAGGAAUGGAAGGAACUGAACAGGAAUUGAAUUGAUUUGGAGCAGGAUAAAUUGGGAAAUUAACCGGGGUAAUAGGAAUCAAAGAGGUACUGUUUUGGGGUAUCUGACUUGGGCCGUAAAUUAAGCGACAGACUUAAACCUGGGGGUGAUCUGGAUGGAAAUAGUUGGUUUGCCUUCUGUGCCAUUUAAAGUCUAAACUGGCAUGUGCAUAUUUGCAAAUUGUAUGUACAUUUGUGUCUAUGGACCCAUGCCCCAAAAGUCACUAGCCACUCCCCUGAUCUGAAGAUUCAAAACUCAUACUGUCAUAGCCAGGUCUGAAGUUUCACCCUGGUAAGUGACAACAUCUGAAACAGCCUCCAAACUUCAAAAACGGUCCUACCUGAAGCAGCGAGUUUUGGAGAAGGUGGCAGUGGAUAUCACAAUUUGCACUGGGAAAGGAGACUUGGAAAGGAGGCUUGGAACUACCUAAGUGCCUUCCUUCCGCAUCACCCACCUGGUCACCUGUUCCUCUUUCUCCCUCUCUCUGAUGUUUUAGGGCUUCUUUCGCCGAAGCAUCCAGAAAAACAUGGUCUACACCUGCCACCGGGACAAGAACUGUCAGAUCAACAAGGUCACCCGCAACCGCUGCCAGUAUUGCCGCCUGCAAAAGUGCUUUGAGGUUGGCAUGUCCAAAGAAGGUGAGCUCUGUUCUAAGCCCGGGGGUGGGUGGGGGGGCAGUGUGUGAGGGAUGAUAGCAAAUGAGAUUACAGUAGGUAAAACAAAACAGAAAGCAAAGGGAGGUUCCAUUCAGUGCCCUUCAGAUGGGGUGGCAUGCAUGCCCCCAUUCGCUGGCAUAGACGUAACACACUUUGAAACUGUCAGCCUGUGUGUGCAAGGACCAUGUCUGCCUUACUGUUUUAUGUACCGCAGAAGUAGUCAUUCGAAUACAGUGGUACCUCAGGUUACAUACGCUUCAGGUUACAGACUCCGCUAACCCAGAAAUAGUGCUUCAGGUUAAGAACUUUGCUUCAGGAUGAGAACAGAAAUUGUGCUCUGGCGGCGCUGGGGCAGCAGGAGGCCCCAUUAGCUAAAGUGGUGCUUCAGGUUAAGAACAGUUUCAGGUUAAGAACGGAUCUCCGGAACGAAUUAAGUACUUAACCCAAGGUACCACUGUAUUAUGUUUUUUGUUGGCAACAGCCAUUGGCAGAUUCUCUCCCCUCCCCCCCCCCCGGAUUUGUACACAGACCAUGUCACGUUUAGAUGAUGGGUACGCAGGAACAUUUUCCCUUGCAUCCUCACAUCUGUGUGCAUGCACAUAUUUGCAUGCAUCCCCAAUGGAACCUCGCUAUUUUAAGGAGUGGUCUGCGCAUAGGUCCCUCCUGCCUGCCUUUGUCACUUUACUUGCUGCGCAUCAAAUGUAGAAUUUUGUAAUUGGCCUGUGUUGCCAAGAUACAAUCGCAGGGACAUCUAAGAGGAGGCACACAACCUAGGCCAGCGCUUCUGAAGGGAUCUUUGGCUCCCGCAGCCUGAAAACUCCUGCGAAGCCAUCUGCUUUCUGUAUCUGGUUUCGCCGCUGCGUUUCCUUCCACGGUGGUGCUUUUCAAUGCAUUCCACCCCCAAGGAAAAGCAUCGGGGGAACAUUUACCUUGGAACUGAAAAGGCAACGUGGGUUUUUCAGGAAAGCUGCGUGAGCGGGAGACUGCCGUUUGCAACUAUUCCCGCCUUGCUCCUCAAGGCUGCACACACAGAGCUCUGCCGAUAUUCUGUUCUGAUGAAACGUUUUCCAUGUGUAUUCCUUGGAGGGGAAAUAAUUCCGAGAGCACUCCCACAGAGGAACAAACAAACAAACAAAACUCCCAGUGGAGGGGGGGAGGUACUUUAGUCACUGCCCCGCUUGGGGAGUUUGCCGUCCCUUUCAAGAGUCCUGUCAGCUGCUCAGCCCUUCCAAGAGACAGAGAGCCUCUCAGCGGCUGUUGCUUUUACUCCCAACUGCUUAGGCAUGUCUUCGCGCUGGCCUGGGCCAGGGCUCACAUUAAUCACCGUCUCUUUAAGAGCCCCUAAUUAGGAAUGUCUAUGUCUCGAAACCUGGCAAUUUAUUUCCGAGGGCCUGUCACUUUAAAGGGAGAGAGGCGGUCGGUGGAGAGGAUUGGGCAAGGGGCGUGGGGCAUGGCUGGCUGGCUGGCUGGGGAAGGAAUGUUAUCCCGAUGGGUUGUCACUACAGAGACAGGAAACGGAUGGCCUAAGGGAUUUGGGCCAGCGCAGCCCCUCCUCCCUUUCCCUCCCAGUAUCCCAUGUAGACUCAAAUGGGAUUUAGUGCUAAGCAAGGGGGGGGGGGGCGUUGCAGAAAAACCAAGGAAUUGGGGGGUUGAGGUGCUCACCCUCACAGCUAGACUUCUGCUAAACCUACAGUGGUACCUCGGGUUACAUGCGCUUCAGGUUACAUACGCUUCAGGUUACAGACUCCUCUAACCCAGAAAUAGUGCUUCAGGUUAAGAACUUUGCUUCAGGAUGAGAACAGAAAUCGUGCUCCGGCGGCGCAGCAGCAGCAGGAGGCCCCAUUAGCUAAAGUGGUACCUCAGGUUAAGAACAGUUUCAGCUUAAGAACGAAUCUCCGGAACGAAUUAAGUACUUAACCCGAGGUACCACUGUAUAUGCUUUCGCCUCUUGAAAGCAAAGGCAUAAGCUUGUGUUUGUGCUGGGGAGAGUAGGUUGGUGGUGGUGGGGGGAAAUACCUUGAGGCAGUAGGGUUCUCAGUUUGCGUGUGUGUUGCCGCCCCCCCCCCCCGCUGCAAAGAGGUCUAUGGCUUGGCUGGCAGCAGCCCCCCACCCCCUUCAGCAUUGUGCUGACUGUGGCUAAAAGUGUAUAUCCUGCCAAUUGGCGUAUCCUGUUCCCAGAUCCCUGGCGCUUUAUCCUGGGGUGAACAGGAAGGGCAGCCUGGGAAGGCUCAGGCCAGCGAGAGUGCACACGCAACCCCAGGACUCUCGGUAAAGGGAGGGGUGCCGGCAGAGCCUGGGGAAGCGAGGGAGGGGGGGAGUUACUGGUGCUGCUGCUGCUCCUGGCACCCCUAGGUUGGAGAGAGAGAGGGAAGAGGAUAAAAUUUCUCCCCACCCCACGUCCCACCUGAACACACACAUGCCAGCCCAAGAUAAACUCCUGAGAAAUCAUCGCAGGCAUCUCCAGAUUCCUUGCCCAGGGGGUACUGGGUCUGGGUCUCUCUGGUUUUCUUUUUUUGGAUACAUCUGGAGCUCGUUGCUCAAGCAACGCAGCUUUGCUCUCCGUUGUGGGAUGUGUAAGGAAGAAGGCUGAGGACUGGGUAAAUGCAGAAUGAAGUUGGUGGGGCAUUAAUAAUAAUAAUAAUUUUUUUUUAUAUAUUCCGCCCUCCCCAGCCGAAGCCGGGCUCAGGGCGGCUAACAACAAUAAAAUAGUACAACGUUCUGAAAUCAUUUCAUUAUAAAAGUAAUUCAAAUCAAAUUGAUGGCAGCCAUUGGGCCAAAGUUCUGUGAAGAUUGCCAAGGGAGGGAGUCAGGCUGUGCCCUGGCCAAAGGCUUGGUGGAACAGCUCUGUCUUGCAGGCCCUGCGGAAAGAUGUCAAGUCCCGCAGGGCCCUAGUCUCUUGUGACAGAGCGUUCCACCAGAUUGGAGCCACAGCCAAAAAAGCCCUGGCUUUAGUUGAGGCCAGCCUAACCUCUCUGUGGCCUGGGACCUUCAGGAUGUUUUUGUUUGAAGACCGUAAGUUCCUCUGUGGGACAUACCAGGAGAGGCGGUCCCAUAGGUACGAGGGUCCUAGGCCGUAUAGGGCUUUAAAGGUUAAAACCAGCACCUUAAACCUGAUCCUGUACCCCACCGGGAGCCAGUGCAGCUGGUAUAGCACCGGAUGAAUGUGAUCUCGCAGCGAGGACCCCGUAAGGAGUCUCGCCGCGGCAUUCUGCACCCGCUGGAGUUUCCCCUAAAGGACCAGCCUUCACUGAGAGUGAGGGACUGUGAGUGCAAGCCUAGAAUUGGGACAUCUAGAGGCAUCUAGUCCAACCCCCAGCAAUGCAGGAAUCUCAGUUAAAGCAUCCCUGGCAGAUGGCCAUCCAACCUCUGCAUAAAAGCCCCCCAAGGAAGGAGAGCCACCAAUUCCCGAGGGAGAACAGCUCUUAGAAAGUUUUUUUCCUGGUGUUUAGUCAAGUUUCUUGUAACUUGAAUCCAUUGGUCCCAGUCCUACCCUCCAGAGCAGGAGAAAGCAAGCUUGCUCCAGCUUCCACAAUCUUACGAUGGGCCAUUACUCAGAAGUAAAUAUUCAAUGGGACUUAUUUCCAGGAAAGGUUUCAGCCAAUGGACUCUUCAACCACUUUUGAUAAUGAAUGCCAUGAGGUAGAUGGAAUGGAGGGUAAGCAGUCUUAAGGGUCUGGAAUAACUUGGCAACCCUUAUUCCAUCAGUGAUGCGUUAAAAAUCACCACAGCAUGAGAUGUCCCCCAGACUGUCCUUAAAAAUAAAUGAGUGAAUUAUUAUUUAAACAAUCUGGUUUGGUGUACAAAAGGGAGAUUAAAAUUUACAAAGAGCUAAUAAAACCACAUGGGGCGCGGGUGGCGGUGUGGGUUAAACCACAGAGCCUAGGACUAAUAAUAAUAAUAAUAAUAAUAAUAAUAAUUUAUUAUUUGUACCCCGCCCAUCUGGCUGCCCCCCCCCCCCCAGCCACUCUGGGCGGCUUCCAUAGAAACAAAAAAUACAGUAAAAUAUCACAGAUUAAAAGCUUCCCUGAACAGGGCUGCCUUAAGAUGCCUUCUAAAUGUCAGGUAGUUAUUUCUCGCUUUGACAUCUGAUGGGAGGGCGACUUGCUGAUCAGAAGGUCGGCGGUUCGAAUCCCCGCGAUGGGGUGAGCUCCCAUUGCUCAGUCCCUGCUCCUGCCAACCUAGCAGUUCGAAAGCACAUCAAAGUGCAACUAGGUAAAUAGGUAUCGCUCUGGCGGGAAGGUAAACAGCGUUUCUGUGCGCUGCUCUGGUUCACCAGAAGCGGCUUAGUCAUGCUGGCCGCAUGACCCAGAAACUGUACACCGGCUCCCUUGGCCAAUAAAGCGAGAUGAGCACCGCAACCCCAGAGUUGGCCAUGACUGGACCUAAUGGUCACGGGUCCCUUUACCUUUACCUUUAAUAAAACCACAUAUGAGUUCUCUUGUAGGGAAGUGCCUGUAGAAUCCAAAAAGUUAAUCCCAUGCUGCUUCUGUGGAAUUUGGGACUUUUACAAGACAGUUGUGGAGUGGGUGAAAUCCGUUUAUAUCCCAAAGUACCGUAUUUUUCGCUCUAUUGGACGCACCGGACCAUAGGACGCACCGGACCAUAGGAGGGGGAGAACAGGGGGAAAAAAAUUUCUAAGUCAAGGUGUGUUCUGUGCGUUCAAGGUGCAUUCACCCGAAGCCUCCGGAGUCCAGCGGGAGUUCCCGCUGGGCUCUGGAGGCUUUGGGUUCCUUUCGACCUGCUCUUUGGGGCUGGCGGGGGGGGGGGAGCGCUGCUUUCCCCCACCGCCAGCUUCCAAACCAGGCUUCUGGAUGCAGGCUGCUAUCCGCAAGCCUGGGGAGCCCGGCGGGAACUCCCACCAAGCUCCCCAGGCUUGCGGAUAGCUUCCUGAAGCCUGGAGAGCGAGAGGGGGCAGGGCGCACCAACUUCUCUCGCCCUCCAGGCUUCAGCGAAAGCCUGCAUUCGCUCUAUAGGACGCACACACAUUUCCCAUUCAUUUUUGGAGGGGGAAAAGUGUGUCCUAUAGAGCGAAAAAUACGGUAAUUACCAUUCAUUCCCCAGAUACACUAGAUCAGGGUUUCCCAAACUUGGGUGUCUAGAUGGUUUUGUACUACCAACUUGCAUCAUCCCUAGCUGGCAGGACCAAUGGUCAGGGAUGGUGGAAAUUGUAGUCCCAAAACAGGUGGAGCAAGUUUGGGAAUCCCUGCUCUAUAGAGGUAGGCUGCACUCAAUUCCUAGGAAAAUAAAAAGCUGCCUUAUACUGGUCUAUCUAGCUCAGCACUGUAUACACUGACUGGCAGCAGCAGUUCAGGGUUUCAGAUAGGGGUCUCACACAGCCCUAACGGGAGAUGCUGGGGAUUUGAACCUGGGACCGUCUGCAUGAAAAGCAGAUUCAGGUAGGUAGCCAUGUUGGUCCGAUGCAGUUGAAAUACAGUGGUACCUCGGGUUAAGUACUUAAUUCGUUCCGGAGGUCUGUUCUUAACCUGAAACUGUUCUUAACUGAAGCACCACUUUAGCUAAUGGGGCCUCCUGCUGCCACCGCGCCACCGGAGCACAAUUUCUGUUCUCAUCCUGAAGCAAAGUUCUUAACCUGAAGCACUAUUUCUGGGAUAGCGGAGUCUGUAACCUGAAGCGUAUGUAACCUGAGGUACCACCAUAUAUAUAAAUAAUAUAUAAAUAGUAAAUAGUAAAUAAUAAAUAAAAAAAAAUAUAAAUAUAAAUAACCUAAAUAAUCUAAAUUAUAUAUAUAUAUAUGUCCAGUAGCACCUUAGAGACCAACUAAGUUUGUUCUGGGUAUAAGCUUUCAUGUGCAUGCACACUUCUUCAGAUACACCUGAUGGUGGUUGUUGUUGUUGUUAAAGAUUUCUUACACACCCUUCACUCUAAAGGACAGUCACAACAAUAUACAUAUGUCCAGAGUGGCUCAGUUUGUAGAACAUGAGGCUCUUAAUAUCAGAGUCAUGGAUUCGAGUCCUUCAUUGGGCAAAAGAUUCCUGAGCUUGGGCUCAGUGGUCCGCCUUGAUACCCCUUGACGCACCACCUCAGAGGCUGGCAACUAUCCAUGCAACUGUUUUCAGUGGAUGCUGGUAGCCCAGUUUCUGCCCCCAUGUUUCUUUAGGGCACUGCAAAAACACAGCAUCUGAGGCUAUGGGUUGCCAGGAGUUGGGGAUGAGCUGAGAGGGCUGGCAAGAGGCUUCAGUUUCACCCACAGGCGGUGUUGUAGAAGAUCUCUAGGUGAGGUGUCUCCCCGGUAAUAAACAAAAAUCUGCCCUUAUUCCCCUAUGGGGGACACAAGAGCCCUUAUAGAGUCCUUUGUAGGUUCUCCAUCGAUCGGAGAAAAUAACAGAGGCCAACUAGAUAAUAUUGAGAAGAAAAGCAGCUAGUGAGCCUCAUCUUUAUUGAUCUGUUGCAACAGGGCGCUCCCCUCACAUGCAGGAGAGGAGGAGGACCCAGAACCAAGGUGUGCCUGCCCUUAUAUAGACAUUUUAAAUUCCCUGCCCUGGAGCUCAAGACCACCCCUCCAUACAUCAUACAUACAUCACAGAAGGGGUGUAACCCAAGACCACCCCCCACAAACAUCAUACCUACAUCACAGAAAAGGUGGUCUACAACAGAAAUUUGAAUGUUGUUGUUUUUCCUGUCUGCCAGGUUAUCUGAUAGUGCCUUUCCUGGUAGUCUUUUCCUGGUAGUCUGGCCAUUCCUUUGAGAUGAUGCUUACCCAAUUCCUGAGACAAUGGGAAGGUUCCCUCACCCCCUCUCUCCUUGCAGAGAAAACAUGCUUCAGACAUGUGGUCCACAUAUCUAUGUACGUGUUUGCUUGGUACAUUUAUGAACAUUUAUUAUAUAUCUAAGACCUUAAUUUUUUUUAUUUCACCGGGCAGACCCGUCUUGGAUGGGAGCCAGCGCCCCUGUCCCCACAGUGCCGUCUGCGAACAAUUUCAGCAGAGAUUCCACCAACCCACCACGCAUGUUGCCUCGGCCUAACCGCCACGGCUCUCUCUCUUCUCUGCGUCUGGAAAUGGAGGGAUUUUUAUUUCAUUUUUUGGUGGGGUCAGGUCAUAAGAACAUGGGAACUUCCCCACACCAAGAAAUUCCCUCCUCACCUUCCUUCCCUCAUCUCUCUCUUUCAGCCGUGAGGAACGACCGCAACAAGAAGAAAAAAGACGUGAAGGAGGAGGUUGUGGUAGACAGCUACGAAAUGACACCUGAGCUGGAAGAACUCAUCCAGAAGGUCAGCAAAGCUCACCAGGAAACCUUCCCUUCCCUCUGCCAGCUGGGCAAAUAUACAACGGUAAGAGCCGCAGCGUGUUUCUCCUCCCUUCUUUUGCUCAUACGUGUCCCCUGUAGAAAACAACAAACUGCGACAGGAACACUGGGCACAUCACAUCCUAGCCCAGUCCAUGCCUGCAGGCAUCAAGUGUGGCCUUAAACACCUUGUCCCUGAAAAUAUUAUACCUGGGUAAUUUAAAUGGUUCACUCUUCAGAGUAGAAUUUCUUAUUUGAAUUGUGUACAUUGUACAUUGAAAGGGAUGCGGGUGGCGCUGUGGGUUAUACCACAGAGCCUAGGGCUUGCCGAUCAGAAGGUUGGCGGUUCGAAUCCCCAUGAUGGGGUGAGCUCCCGUUGCUCGGUCCCUGCCCCUGCCAACCUAGCAGUUCGAAAGCACAUCAAAGUGCAAGUAGAUAAAUAGGUACCGCUCCGGCGGGAAGGUAAACAGCGUUUCCGUGCACUGCUCUGGUUCGCCAGAAGCGGCUUAGUCAUGCUGGUCACAUGACCCGGAAGCUGUACGCCGGCUCCCUCGGCCAAUAAAGCGAGAUGAGUGCUGCAACCCCAGAGUCGGUCAUGACUGGACCUAAUGGUCAGGGGUCCCUUUACCUUUACAUUGAGGGCAUGUAUAUCAGUAACCCUCACCAACAAUGAUAAAUGGUAUUCAGCUAAACCAUACUCGUAAAAGGCCCAUUGAAAUCAAUGUUACCUCAGUUAGGUAAGCAAAAGGUAAAGGACCCCUGGACAGUUAAGUCCAGUCAAAGGCAACUAUGGGGUUGCGAUGCUCAUCUCACUUUAUAGGCCGAGGGAGCUUGUGUUUGUCCGCAGACAGCUUUUCUGGGUCAUGUGGCCAGCAUGACUAAACCACUUCUGGCACAAUGGAACACCAUGACAGAAGCCAGAGAGCACAGAAACAUCGUUUACCUUCCCACCACAGCAGUACCUAUGUAUCUACUUGCGCUGGUGUGAUCCACAUUGGGUUCUGCCCUGGUGGAAAGGUGGGAUGUUAAUUCAUUAAUUUGUAUUUAUUUUAGCGGGUCUCCUCUAAGUAUUAUUUAGUUGCAUAUGAAGUCUUCUGUGUUGUUCUGAGUUUGCAAUGCGUUCUCCCUGGGUUAUUAUUUCCUGUUUUAAGGGGAAACUCCCCUCACCCCCAGCUAUAUAUUUGUAAAGGUAAAGGUAAAGGGACCCCUGACAAUUAAGUCCAGUCGCGAACAACUCUGGGGUUGCGGUGCUCAUCUUGCUUUACAGGCCGAGGAAGCCGGCAUUUGUCUGGGUCAUGUGGCCAGCAUGACUAAGCCGCUUCUGGCGAAACCAGAGCAGUGCACGGAAACGCUGUUUACCUUCCCGCCGGAGCAGUACCUAUUUAUCUACUUGCACUUUGACGUGCUUUAGAACUGCUAGGUUGGCAGGAGCAGGGACCAAGCAACAGGAGCUCACCCCAUCGUGGGGAUUCGAACCGCUGACCUUUUGAUCGGCAAACCCAAGCGGCACAGUGGUUUAACCCACAGCGCCACCCGCAUCCCAUAUAUAUAUAUGAUAUUAACCUUUUUUUUUUUUAACUAAUACAUCUAGUCAAUAGCUUCCCUGGAGUAUAUAGGUAUCAUAGUCUAUUGGUCAUCAGCUGGUGGGUUGGGAACAUGGAUGAGUCCCAUAGCCUGACCUAAGCUGGGUCGGAGCAGCUACUCUUCCACUGUACAAAUUAUGCGGUAUAAAUUUUUUAAAGUAGGUCCCCAAAUGCAUAUUUGGGCUAAAGAUGGCACAUUGGUCUAGAAAGGUUGUCCUGGUACAUUGGUCUUCUGCUGUUAAGUUGAUAUACACAGCUGGUCAUGCUUUCACCUAAAGUCCACCACAUCACUGGUGCUGCCACCAUUCACAUUUUGUUGUUAUUAUGAUGGUUUAGGAUUAAAAAGAAGAAGAAGAAGAAAACUGCAAAAGAGGGGGGAAAUUGCAGUUGGGAGAGGAGACAAUGGUAGGAAGAUAGAACAGAUAAAGACCAUCAUAUAUAGUAGGAACAACAUUAAGGUGGUUCCAUAUUUCAAGGUGGGAGCUAAAGAUGGUUGCAGGUUUGAAAAGGUCCUAGUAUGAUAAAUUAACAUGUGCCAUUAAGAUAUGGUGGGGAAUAUGCAGGAGAAAUGAUUUCGAGGAGAUAUGGAAGGUGUUUGUAGAAUUUGUACUGUUAAAACGGAAAGGGGUCAAACCAUCGCAAAAAGGUGUUGAAAUUUUGGGAGGUUGGAUAGUUACAAUAGGUAGAGACAAUGGUCUCGGCGUUGGGGUGCACAUUUUUAUUCUUACCUAUUUAUGAUUAUUACUUUGUCAAAAUAGAUAGAGAGGGAGAGAGAGGUAAAUAGAUGCCAUGAUAACAUGUAAGGAAGAUAAAAAAAUAAACCGGCGCAAGCCCACUUUGGCUGAGCCAGAGACCUGCUGAUAUAAGUCCCACAUCCAGCUCAGCUGGGAUUCAGUCCCUGGAACUUAAUGCAGCAAUAUGUAAGUCCCCCAAAAGGGGUGUUCUGAGGGGUGAGAUGAGGCAAAGAGAGAUUUACGCACACACACACACACACAAAAGGUCCUAGUUCACUUCCAGCACCACCUUCUCCUAGUAGGUAGGGGUGGGCAGAAAGUAGAUUGGAAUCUCUAGAUGAUUUGCAGUAGAUCAGCAAGAAUUUCUGACUUAGGUUGCCACAGCAAUAACUAAAAAACUUUUGCUCCCAAAUUAAGUUGCUUGGGGGUGGGGGAGGGAACCAGGAGGGAACCAAGGACCUGUGAACUUGAUUUGGAUACUGACCACUAAUUCCUGGGCUGAGAUUUACUCUGAGAUGCCAUGUUCCUAUAGUUGAAGUGUAUGCCUACCAUACGAGGGACACGGGUGUCGCUGUGGGUUAAACCACAGAGCCUAGGGCUUUCCGAAUAGAAGGUUGGUGGUUCGAAUCCCCGCGAUGGGGUGAACUCCCGUUGCUCGGUCCCUGCUCCUGCCAACCUAGCAGUUCGAAAGCACCUCAAAGUGCAAGUAGAUAAAUAGGUACCACUCCGGCCAAUAAAGCGAGAUGAGCACUGCAACCCCAGAGUUGGUUACGACUGAACCUAAUGGUCAGGGGUCCCUUGACCUUCACCUUUACCUAUGCCUACCACUCUUUCCAAGCCACUAUAUCAGCUCAAGCUGGUGGACCUCAGGGGUCCUUAAGUAAAGCAACAAAGCAUUAGAUUGCCUAAAUGCCUGACAUCUGCUUACCUUUGCCAUAAGGGAUGCUGACUGGUGGGAGAAACUCCUAAGCUGCGCUAAGCGUGCGAGCCCUCCUGUAUCUGCACAAACACAAACAGAAGGUGCAACGUGGGGAGAAGAAGGCAGCAUUUUCAAUCCCUGAUCUCUCAUCCUUUCUCUUCCAGAACUCUAGCGCAGACCACAGAGUACAGCUGGACCUGGGGCUGUGGGACAAGUUCAGUGAGCUGGCCACCAAGUGCAUUAUUAAGAUUGUGGAGUUUGCCAAACGCCUGCCAGGCUUCACCACCCUCAGCAUCGCCGACCAAAUCACCCUGCUCAAGGCGGCCUGCCUAGACAUCUUGGUGAGGGGCUACAGCAGGCAACAAGAGCUGAUUGGGGAAGCGAGGGGUGUGUGGCCUUUGCCAGAGGGCUGCAUAUAAUGCGGGAUGCAAACGGUGACAACGGAGAGAAAGAAAAAGCUUUGCCACGCCUUUCUGCAGGGUUGUCUGAAAUGGUGCAAAAUUAAGCAUGUGCUCAGACAGUUCUGCUUCUGCUAAUUGUAGAGAAGAGCAAGGAGUAAGGCAGGAUGUUGAAGCCCCUUCUUGUGUGCUGGGAAUUCUGCUCAGCUCCAUCUCUGUCUGUCGAGGUUUCCCUGGGCAUCUUCCAACCACUCUGAGCCUGUUGUUGUAGGGGUUAAAGGCCAAGAAGCUUACUUGAGAGGCUGAGAUUCUCAGGACACUUGAACUCUGCACCUAAUACACAGAAUUGCAACCUUCUUUGCAGACCUAGGGCUCAUCCACACUUGUGCUUAUCCCAUGCCUAGAAAGCAUGGAUCCAAGCAGUUUUCCUCAUUCCCAGGCAAGGCCCACUCCUAAAUACUAAAUCAAAGCAAAUGUCAAUCCAGAGAAAACCCGAAUUGCCAUUUGCUCCAAUUGAGCACUAAAGAUCGUUUUUCCCUGGAUGAAAGCAGUGGGACAAGAGGGAGAGUGGAUAACCUCUAGUGAGAACCUCUCCCUUAUUAAUCAUAGAAUUGUAGAGUUGGGAGCGAUCCCCGAGGCCAUAGCUGUCAACGUUUCUCUUUUUUUAAGGGACAUUCCCUUAUUCCGAAUAGGAUUCCUCACAAGAAAAGGGAAAAGUUGACAGCUAUGCCUGAGGGUCAUCUGGUCCAACCCCUGCAAUUUGAAACCAUACCAGACCCUGCUUAGCUUUGCAAAUGUGCUAGCAGUUUUAUUGCUGCCCCACUUAAGAGGACAUUCUAGACGUGACCUUCUUCCUGACCGUCUUCUCUGUGCUCCCUUCCGCCUUCUGCAGAUGCUCCGUAUUUGCACCCGCUACACCCCAGAGCAGGACACCAUGACCUUCUCGGAUGGGCUGACCCUGAACCGCACCCAGAUGCACAAUGCAGGAUUUGGGCCCCUCACAGACCUGGUCUUUGCCUUUGCUGGGCAACUGCUGCCUCUUGAGAUGGACGACACAGAGACAGGACUGCUCAGCGCCAUCUGCCUCAUCUGUGGAGGUAAUGGCCGUGUUGCAGCCUCCUCAGGCAUUGUUAUCAGCCUUGUCUUUAAUGGUAAAGGGGACCCCUGACCAUUAGGUCCAGUCGUGACCGACUCUGGGGUUGCGGCGCUCAUCUCGCUUUAUUGGCUGAGGGAGCCGGCAUACAGUUUCCGGGUCAUGUGGCGAGCUUGACUAAGCCGCUUCUGGAGAACCAGAGCAGCGCACGGAAACGCCGUUUACCUUCCCGCCGGAGUGGUACCUAGUUAUCUACUUGCACUUUGAUGUGCUUUUGAACUGCUAGGUUGGCAGGAGCAGGGACCGAGCAACGGGAGCUCACCCCGUCGCGGGGAUUCGAACCGCUAAUCUUCUGAUCGGCAAGUCCUAGGCUCUGUGGUUUAACCCACAGCGCCACCCGCUCCCCAGCUUUGUCUUUAAGGGCUGGCAAAGGGAGCCUGUCGACCUUUUUGAGGUCUGGUUCUUGCCGAUAGUUCUACUUUGCAAGCAACCAGUACCAAAUUUUGUAAGAUUUCUAAGACACUGCAGGGAAAGGAUAGGAAAUGACAUCUGCAUCAGCAGAAAGCCUGGAAUAGUAUCAUAAAGUAUACAGCUGUGUUUCCAGACUUGGGUCUCUAGCUGUUUUUGGACUACAACUCCCAUCAUCCCUAGCUAGCAAGACCAGUGAUCAGGGAUGAUGGGAACUGUAGUCCAAAAACAACUGGAGACCCAGGUUUGUGAGACACUGGUCUACAACUAGAAAGGCCAGAAUCUUCUAUCAGAACAAUCACACUGGUAAUUUGUAUACACAUUUGUAUAAUUCUGCUAAAUGGUUGCAUGCUUGGUAUUACGGCUCCGUUUAAUGUGCUGAACAUGCCUGUUUCUGAAUCCCACAUGGCUGUCUUUCCAACCUCCUCAAAGCAGUAACCUCUUCCUGAUCGACUGACAUUGCAUUUCUGCCCCGCCUUUCGAUAAAGAACUCAAAAGACAAAACCAACAAAACAAACAGCACUGCCUGUCUCUUCGUCUCCAGAUCGAAUGGACCUGGAAGAGCCGGAGAAGGUGGACAAGCUACAAGAGCCACUGCUGGAAGCCCUGAAGAUUUACGCUCGCCGACGUCGGCCCAACAAGCCUUACAUGUUUCCCCGCAUGCUGAUGAAGAUCACUGACCUGCGGGGGAUCAGCACCAAAGGUGAGCACAAGCCCAUCAUCAACACAGUGCCACAUAGGCAAUUGCACCCUGGAUGCGAAUGCGUGGUGGCUGGUCCCCAUUGGAAUUGGUGGGGCAGAAGAAGGCAAGGCAGCCACCAGUAGGUGGAGCCAGAGCCAACUCAUUCUAGUUUUGUUUCCUGUUGUGUACUGAGUUGAAUAGGAUCCAAAAGGCAGCAGUCUGAUUGGUCCUAGAACAAUAGGGUCCAGAAUGCAGCAGUCUGAUUGGUCCACAGGAGCCACCCAAUCCAGCUCCAGGUGGAAGUGAAUCCGCAACCUGCUUGGCCUACAGGUGAAUCCCGGAAUUAGCCAAUCAUAUGGGGCCCAUUGUGUAAAUAAUGUAUAUAAAGCAGACAUUCUGGGGGAACUUCCAUUCCUCCUCACCACUAUGAGCUGAAUAAAGAGCAUGAAAUCCAGUCUCGACUCCGAGUAUAUUUCAUCUCCAUUCCCUUCCCUACCGUCAGGCUGCCUGGAUAGCUCAGUUGGUUAGAGCAUAGUGCUGAUAAUGCCAAGGUUGCAGGUUCGAACCUUUAAGGGACAGCUGCAUAUUCCUGCAUUGCAGGGGGUUGGACUGGAUGAUCCUUAGGGUCCCUUCCAACUCUAGAAUUCUAUGAUUGUAAAUUGAAGAGGAGGUUCAAAGCCAGAUGCACUUGUUGAACUGGUUGUAAGUCAGAGGGCUGGCAGCUGGUUAAGGGCAGAAUGAUCAUCUUCAUAUAGCUACAAACUUUUCUGUGCUGAUCUCAGGCAUCUCAAAACCGGAUUAUUGAGAACCAACGACUCGUGGCGCAUUCGUUGUCACCCCUGCCAUUUUCUGUUUCCAGGCAUUGUGUAGGAACAGUUGUUCUCUUGCAUCUCCUCCCCAUCUUGCCCACAGCAUCCUCAGUGUUGGAUGGGAGCUUAUGGGAUCUCUGUUCCCUUUGGUUCCUCCCCAGCAAAAUCACAGCAUUGAAGGGAGGAGGGGGGAAACCUUCGUUAUCUCCUCCGCGGCAAACCUUUGGUUCUUCUACAUCCCGGCACUGACCUCUUCCAGGAGCAACGAGAAAUCUCCUGGGGUGUGCAUCGACAGAUUUUGCCCACAGCCGGCCAGUUGCCUUAUCAGUGUGCAAGAACUUGCCAAUUCCUUCCAUGCGCUUGCAGUAGCGCCAGAGAAGAGCAUGUAACAGUAGUGCCCUGCGGUGCAGCUAUUCUCGCCAUCUCUGCUGCCAGGGAAACUCCGCCCGGGUCUCAUGGCUGCCUUUCCUCCUGUAGGAAUGUUGAGGAUAGUAGGAGAACAUAUAUUGAUUAAAUAUUAUCCUUCCUCACCCACGCUAGUGAGCUAGUAGCAGAACACAUACCCCCGUACAUAGCAGGCAGCUAAUUGAUAGAUUCGUUAGAACCAUUUCAGUUAAAUGGUUGUACAAUCCAGUCUGGCUUGUACAGAUUGGAUUGUUCCUGGUAAAUCCCUGGUAAAGGUAAAGGUAAAGGUAAAGGGAAAGGGACCCCUGACCAUUAGCGCACGGAAACGCCGUUUACCUUCCCACCAGAGCCGUACCUAUUUAUCUACUUCACUUUGACGUGCUUUCGAACUGCUAGGUUGGCAGGAGCGGGGACCAAGCAACGGGAGCUCACUCAAUUGCAGGGAUUCAAACCGCCAACCUUCUGAUCAGCAAGUCUUGGGUCUGUGGUUUAACCCACAGCACCACCCGCGGCCCUUCAAUCCAUUAUUUCCCUUUUAAAAACAAUAAUGACACAACAGUCUUCUUUUAGAAAGCACUGUACCGUCCUAUCUUGGAAGUUGAACGGAAUCUGUUCCAGAAGUCCGUUCGACUUCCAAAUCGCGGCUUCAGAUUGGCUGCAGGAAGCUCCUGCAGCCAAUCGGAAGCCCCGUCGGACGUUUGGCUUCGAAAAGAACGUUUGAAAACCGGAACAGUCACUUCCAGGUUGCAAUCAUUUGGGAGCCAAAACGUUCGAGAACUAGGCUGUUCGAAAAACAAGGUACAACUAUAAUGAUAAGGUUUACUUACAUUCAGUUCACAGUAUGACCUUGAAGACAGGCUUUAGCUUUUAGUUACAGUUGCAGACAAAGGUGUGAGUUCAUUGUUUGUGAGGGAUGAGCCCAUGUGUUUCUGGCUGAGAGCCAGCACACAGCAAAAGGCAUCAAGAUGGGAUAAGGUGUAAAUGGGCAUUGUUGUCUUGGAAGAUGUUUAGUAGGGCCAAUUCUGGGGUGAUUUCUAAUACUUGCUUAGUUAUUUUACAUAUUUCUCGUAGGCCGUUGUCCAGCAUAGUUGGAUUUUCAUAACCCACCUACUUUCAGCAGCCAGAAACACCAUAACCAGACACUGGAGAGACCUGUCAGGAGUAAGCAUGGACCAAUGGUGCCAAAUAGUAUGGGAAACAGCCCUACUAGAAAAAUUAACCAAUAAACUGAAACUGACAUGGGGACAAACAGAAGAAGACGCCUUCCCUUUAUCACAUACACAGCCCAACAAGACAAUGACAAUAAUCCACCCACAGCAUACAAAUCAAUAUGGCUAACCUGAUCCAAAACACCCACCCCACUCACACACGAAAACAAAGACCACCACAGCCAAUCACAAACAACCACACCCUAGGCCAACCCCAACCUCUCUCACCACCAACGAAACACAAAUGAACAGCAGAGAACCUACACGAGCAACGCUGACACCAAACCCCACAUACAUUAAGCAAAAUAGAAACAUCGCCAACCGACCCCCCCCAUCUUCCCCCCCUCCACCCCUUUUUUUCUCCCCCCCACCAAUGUCUCAACAAAUGAAACAGAUUUGUAAAAAUGUUGCAUGGGAAAAAUACGAGAGACAUUACACAUACUUCUGUAAAACAAGAAAAUCUUUAAUAAAUAAAUAAAUAACAAAAAAGAUGGGAUAAGAUGAAAAAGGCAAAAUGGCUGCGUGACCAGCCCCUUUAUAGGGUCUGCCAGGGUCACGCCCAUCUACCUGGUCACAUGCAGGGGGACGAUGCUCCAGACCAGGUGUGACAGGAAGUCCUCCUGGCUGAAGCAACAUUCCCCUGUGUGUCCACUCUGGACAAACAGGAAACGUUGUACUGGACUGCUUUUGUGAUGUUAAAUCCCACACCUCCCUUCUUCCCCCUUCUCCCCCAAACAGGGGCUGAACGAGCCAUCACCCUUAAGAUGGAGAUUCCUGGUCCCAUGCCACCGCUCAUCCGAGAGAUGCUGGAAAACCCCGAGAUGUUUGAAGACGAGUUGUCGCAGCCCCCGCCCCUGGCAGAACCCCCCAGCUCUGAGGAGAGCCCUGCAGAUGCCAAGAGCCAGGAGGAGGACGAAGAGCAGGAAGCCCCCUAG
Messenger RNA from Podarcis lilfordi (Lilford's wall lizard), 49962 nucleotides. Lineage: Eukaryota; Metazoa; Chordata; Lepidosauria; Squamata; Lacertidae. The record is from the annotation of a GenBank genome assembly.